CAAGUUUAGGCUCUCAAGAAGCAACCUCUGAAGCUCUGAGAUGAGCAGUCUUCUGCGGUAAUGCAGAGGGUCUCAAGGAUGUCACUGUGAAGGCUUCUCACCAACUUUCAGGACGGUUUGCUAAACCUUAACAUAAGAAUAAAGCUAAGACUAGUAUGUUGCAACAGCACUGACAAUUAAAGUAAAAUAUAAAGGUUUGAGAAACGUGCAAGGCACAGGAAGAACCAGUCACUGCGAUUCACUGCUGACCAUGGCUCCAUCACGUGUAAAGGUAAGAGGGGGAUAAAGCUAUAUACCUGGUGCCUAUUCUUGAAUUUCUUGUAUUGAUUUCAGAAUUUAGUUUAAUUAAAACCAUAUUUGUUUGUUUGUUUUUAUAUAGGAUUUCUAUAGUACUCUCUACAGUAUAAAAUAAUAGAAUUUUUCUCAUGGAGAUUCAUUGUUUUUAAUUAAUAAUUUUAUCAAAAUAUAUUCUGUCCGGAACCUCUAAUAAGCAUCAAUUUCCCCUCUCGCAUGCUUCUCCAUUGUGUAUUUUUUAUAUUACAUGUUUAUUUUUUUAUUUUUUUUUAUAUUUAAUCUAAGUUUGUUCCACAGCAACUAGAAUGUCAGAAUUUGUUCCCUGCCUUUCUAGCUGCUAUGAAAUGUCCAGAGACAAACACAUACUCACUUAUACACAUAAUUGCUUCCUUCCAUUGAUGUGGAAAACAUAAAAAAAAAGGGAGGCCGGUCUCCCCCACAUAAUUUUGUGAUGGUGAAGUCUGACUGGACAUGUACCCUUAGUAAUAAUAAUCUAUGGUGCAUUAGUUUAGGUAUUUCGUCAAACGGUGAGUUGAAAGUUCGAUAUUUAGACCCUUUUUUAUGUUGGAUGACCCUGGAUUUUUAAAAAAAUUUAUUUGAUGUAUUUUUAUUUUUUUACUAAAUAAUGGUUUUGCAGUAAGUUAAAGUGAAUUUUUAAAAUAAUCUUAUCACCUAUGCAAUAUGAAAGGUCAUCGUCUGUCAGUAUCUUGUACUGUAUCUGUAUCUUGCAAGUUUUGUUUUCUUACACAAUAUAUGUUAAUGUAGUGUCUCUGCUUAACGAAUAAAUCCAACAAUGCAACAUGUUGGGAGUUUUCUAUGCUGUUCUAAAUAUUGGAAAUUAAAUCUAAAAUAAAGAACGGUUUCAGAUAUGCUGGGUUUAGAGACAUGGUGUAUCUCCUUUUUUCUAGCCCCCUCUCUUAGUAUAAGAGUAUUUGGGAAGGGGAACAGAAUAGGAGAUGGCAGUCACAAAGUCUGGAUGUUGUCUGGGAGCAUACUGUAAAUCCCAUUAAUCUCAGGCACUACAGUAUACGGUGUCAUGUUGCAUUUUGCCGUACCAUUAUAUGGAUAGAAAGACAGAUAAAAAUCAUCCCAUACCAGACAUAAUUGUAAAUCAAAGCAAAAUCUCAAAUGUGAUACCACUUUUAAUAUGCCUAUGCUAUUAAAAAACAUCAAAAUAUUUAUAUCUAAUGGUUUUGUAAAACCAUCUCCAAAUCUAAGGGGUGUAGAUCUAUCUAUGCCAGGGAUGGGUAAUCUGUGGCCAUCCAGAUGUUUUGGAUCACAUCUCCCUUGAUGCUUUGCAAGCAUUAUGGCCCUAAGAGAAUUAUGGGAGAUGACGUCCAAAACAUCUGGAGGGCCGCAGAUUGCCCACCCCUGAUCUAUGUAAUAGGCAAGCUCCCAAAAAAUUAGAAUGCCCUCUGCAUUCAGAAAGAAAAAGUAAACUUCUCUCUUAUAAACAGUAAAUUAUGCUAUGCUGACUAUGGUUCACAAUGCUUUUUUUCCCCAGGAGUCUGAUAAGACCAAGUGGGUAUUCUGUAACAUUUCAUCUAUCAAUUCUAAAUGGUUAUUAGCCCACGGUCUCCAUAUAACAAUCUCAAAAUGUGUUCCAUUUCAUGGUUAGCUAUCUGUAAGGAGUUUAGUACUCAGUACAGUUCAACCUGCAACCGUAACAGAUUCCUGACACCUUUAAUAUUCCUUCCCAAAUUUAAUUUUUUUACUUAAUUAAUAAAAUAAUAAAAAAAUGUGUGUGUAUAUAUAUAUAUAUAUAUAUAUAUAUAUUACCAUUGUCUUUGAUUUUGUUUGCAAUGAUCUCUGUUUUAGUAGACUUUCUUUAUCUAUCUAUUAAUUCUAUGAGUGAUGGAUAUAUAUGUAGAAGGUGUAGUUUAUAGGUUAUUAGGGCAGGCUAUUCAAUUUCUGUUGUCACUGUGAAGAUGAUUUUCUGCUUGCUCUUCUCACAUAAAUUACAUUUCACGUCUUUUUAAAUCUUUUGAUUAAAGAUCCUUUAUUUCUUUGUAUUUGAUCUUCAUAAAGUUAUAAAUGGAUUAUCUAAUGUUCUUGGAAUAUGUUCAGUUUGCACACAACAAAAUAUAAGAUCAGUUUAAUGCAAGCUGAGAGAAGAGGUGUAGCAGCAAUAUUCCUGAGAAUUUCUUACACCUAUCUGUCUGAAUCGCAAGUUAGAGCGAACAAAUAACCAACUUACUAGGUCUUGCCUUACUGAAUAGUGCUUUUAUGUUGCUGCUAUUUGCACGAUUCAUAGAAGAGAUACCAACCUCUAGGGUGGAAUGUUUAGUCUCUGGAAAGCACACAUUUCAUGUCUUUGACUUCCCAAUGCCCUUUGAGUUUCUUGCCUCAAGCUGAGGAAAUAUUGAAGCAAAGUACAAUCAUGACCUAUAAAAUCUUUAAGCUGCCUCAGUGCUACAGCAUUGCUUAAUUGCAGGUUUAUGGGAGAUUCUACACUUCUAAGAUUCUAUGACUAUAACAUGGAACAAAUAUCUAGUGCUGCACAUAGGGCCUAAUGUGCAAUUUUCUAACAUGUGUCCAGCUUAAUUAGGCCAUUCAUUCUAUCUACUACCUUAGCACACACUUCCUCCAGGUUGGGCCGUGGUGUACGUCUGCCAAACCAUGUAGACAGUGGACACAGGGCUUCGGGAUACACUGCUAAGAAGCGAGAGUGGAGGUCCAGGAGCCUUGUCAGGAACAAUUAUAUCAAAGGAACACUGCAAAGCACCAUUACCACUUAAACCCACUGUAGUGGUUAUGGUUCCAGCCAGGAGUGUCAUAUCCAUUGUAUGUAGUCAAACCAUUUCAGUACAUUUUGAUGUCUUAUUUGGGUUCCCCUGUCCUUAUUUUUUUGUUUACGUUUUUAGCUAUUCAGGGCCAUGCUGGGCCAUACUGGACCAGAGUCAUUGGCUGAAGGCGUAGCUCAGUACUGUAAGCACUGAGUCCUACACAGCUCUGCUCUAUAUUACAAAGUGCAUGGAAUAAGAUGAAGGGUAGGGGGUUCUCAUAAUCUCUGGUAUGUGUUUUUAAAAUCCUGUAGCAUUUCCACCAUAUAUCCUAAUCCAUACGCUGUGGUUAUAUUGCACUUAGAAACAUAGAAUGUGACGGCAGAUAAGAACCAUUCGGCCCAUCUAGUCUGCCCAAUUUUCUAAAUACUUUCAUUAGUCCCUGGCCUUAUCUUAUAGUUAGGAUAGCCUUAUGCCUAUCCCACGCAUGCUUAAACUCCUUUACUGUGUUAACCUCUACCACUUCAGCUGGAAGGCUAUUCCAUGCAUCCACUACCCUCUCAGUAAAGUAAUACUUCCUGAUAUUAUUUUUAGACCUUUGUCCCUCUAAUUUAAGACUAUGUCCUCUUGUUGUGGUAGUUUUUCUUCUUUUAAAUAUAGUCUCCUCCUUUACUGUGUUGAUUCCCUUUAUAUAUUUAAAAGUUUCUAUCAUAUCCCCCCUGUCUCGUCUUUCUUUCAAGCUAUACAUGUUAAGAUCCUUUAACCUUUCCUGGUAAGUUUUAUCCCGCAAUCCAUGAACCAGUUUAGUAGCCUGUUCUGUACAAUGGCAUGAUCACUUCCCUCUUUCUACUGCUAAUACCUCUCCCUAUACAACCAAGCAUUCUGCUGGCAUUUCCUGCUGCUCUAUUACAUUGUCUGCCUACCUUUAAGUCAUCAGAAAUAAUCACCCCUAAAUCCCUUUCCUCAUAUGUUGAGGUUAGGACUCUAUCAAAUAUUCUGUACUCUGCCCUUGGGUUUUUACGUCCAAGAUGCAUUAUCUUGCACUUAUCCACAUUAAAUGUCAGUUGCCACAAUUCUGACCAUUUUUCUAGUUUACCUAAAUCAUUUGCCAUUUGGCACUCUACUUCCCCACCUUCCAAUUAUUAAAGUAACACUACAGGGUUAGGAAUACAAAUAUGUCAACAGCUCCCCACCUCAAGUGUUUGUGAAUGAGAGGUUUUACAUUUCACUGUAAAAAUAAAAUAAAAAAUAAUAAUAAUUCAACUUUGUUGACCCUAAAGUGACACUAUAAAACAAAAGAACCACUACAUCUUGGUGUAUUGGUUAUGUUUCCUAGUGUCUGUAGAUGUUGUUUUCCAGUUGUAUGUUACAUUAUUUCCAAGCAGUUUGAAUUUGUCAAUUUAUAGCCAAACUGGGUUGCAGUGUUGAGGACAGGUCAGGCUUAGAUUGAAUUAAUGUUACAUUUGAAACACCCAAUAAAUAGAAUUUUAAACUAUUGUUUCUCAUGUGUGCCCCCGAGCCAGAUCAAAAGCACCCACCACCCUCUACAUCUGUAGAUUUCAAUUCAUGUGCAACAGCUGAGUUAUAUUUAUGCAGUUCUAUCACUAGGGGGAGCUCCCGCAUCUUUUAUAAUUGUCAUUCAUGUAUUCUCUUUUUCUAAAAUGUACAUCUCUGCAGCAGUACAUCAAAAUCCCAGGUAUGAACAUAAACAGUUUAUCAAAAUCUCCAUAAGACAUGCAGUAUGUUUAUAAAUAAAUACAUAUACAUUUAUAUAUAAGAAAAAAUGGAUGCCACUUCUGUAAAAUAGAUGCAGGCAGGCAAGUCGCAGGGGGUGGGGAUACAUCCCUGAGUUUGGGGUCCUGCAGCACCAAUUUAUUUUUUUUUGCUGACAGGCUGCACUGCUCUUCAUUGGGUCAGCAGGGCCAGCGCUCCCUAUAGGCAAACUAGGGCGCUGCUUAAGGGAGAGCUGUGCUCUCUGCUCCUCGCGGGCUUUCUACCAAUGCCGAGCCGGAAUAGAUCAUAUUCCGGUUCCUGGCAUCAGCAAACGUGCGCGAGGAGCAGAGAACACAACUCCCUUGCCGCGUCUGACAGGAACUCUGUCGCCGAGGGUAGGGGGCCAAUGGGCCACCUCUUGGGCCCUCCUAUGACAGGGGGAACAGGGAGGGGGCGGUAUCUAGGUGGCCUACGGUCGCAGGGUUCGUGGCUGCAUGACGACCAUGGUAGGUGGCGGUUGUGCAUGGGUGCUUUAAUUCCUUGCUCCUGCAACAUCGCCUGUACAUGGGGAGAAGUGGGUGGGAGCAUAACAGGAUCAGGAAAUAUGCUGAGAAAGGACGUUAUGGGCAGCCAGGUGCAGGCAACAAACAGCAAUGAAGGUAAGGUAUGUCAGAGAAUUUGUGUUAGUCUGCUUGAGUCAGUAUGUUUAUGUAUGUCAGUAUGUAUCCGUCAGUGUGUGUAUGUCAUGUGUGUAAUGUCUGUCUGUAUGGGUCAGUGAGUGUCUGUAUGGGCAGGUGUGUGUCUGUAUGGGUCAAUGUGUCUGUCUGUAUGGGUCAGUUUGUGUCUGUAUGGUUCAGUGUGUCUGUCUGUCUGGAUAAGUGUCUGGAUAAGUGUCUGUGUGUGCAUGGGCCACAGUGUGUGCCUGCAUGGGUCAGUGUGUCCAGGGCCGGCACUUCCUAUAAGGUGAACAAGGCAGCCACCUAGGGCGCCAUGUAGGAGGGGACGCCCUCCGCCCCCAUCACUGGCCCUUUUAAUGCUGCAGCCGCCUGAGCGCUCUGUAAAGAGUCUCAGGCGGCUGCAGCACUGACUCUCUUCUCACCUCCCCUUACCUGUAGAGUGGCCGAGCUCCUCUUUUGUCCACGGUACAGGAACAUCCGUUUCCUGUACCCAGCCAGACUGAUAGGAAGUGCACACUCAGUGUGCACUUCCUGUCAUUCCAGCCGGGUACACGAAACAAAAGGUCCAGUACUGCGGACCGAAGAGGAACUCGGCCACGCUACAGGGUAGGGGAGGUGAGAAGAACAUUGGGAGGGGGAGGGGAGUAAGAAGGACACAGGGAAGGGGGUAGGGGAGUAAGAAGGACACAGGGAGGGGGGGAGUUGUUAUGCUACUUGGGUGAUUUGGAUUGGAACCGUUGAAAGAGUGAACAAGGUGAAUUAUAAGGUAAGACUGUCUGGAAGAUGAAAAGAGGUACAAAUCUAUUACGUGAAUCUACUUAUGCCAUGGAAAAAAAGAGAAAUGCUUGUGACUUUAGUAGCAUCACACCUCCCUACAAAGGAUAACAUUAAUCGCACAGUCAGUAUGUCAAAAUCUCUGACCAUCCAUCAGAAGAGGAAGAUAAAAAACUUAAUUAGUGUAAAUAAAGAUGUUUUCUCCACAGUUACAAGGAGACCUGCUUAAAAAACGCAUAAUAUUGUCACUGAGCCUCGGUAAAGAGUACAUUUUAAGCCAUAUACAAAACCUGAAGCUCGUAGAGAAGCAAUCAAAGCAGAAAUGAAGAAAAUGUUGGACCUUGGGCUAAUCAAAAAUUCCAAACUGGCUGGAAUAGCCUAAUUGUGCUUGUAACAAGAUCUGAUGGCACAAUCAGGUUUUGCAACGAUUAUCCAAAGCUGAAGGCAAUAUCCAUGUUUGAUGCAUAAUCUGAUGGCAAAAGUUGAGAAACUUGUAAAAAAAACUUAGGAAAACUCUGUACCCCAUCACAUUGCAUCUGACCAAAGGAAGUAUUGGCAAAUACUGAUCACAGUGUGGGAAAAGAAAACACUACUUUUUUUUAAAAGUAUUUUCCAAUACAAAGUUUUACCUUUUGUUUCAAAGAAUGAUGAACUGAAUCCUAAAAUGAUGAGGUUGUACACAGUGAAGAGUGGGAGUCUUACUUACCAAAAGUGCACAGCGUUCUUAAUUCCAUAUGAAUGGCGUUAGAGGAGGCUAAGUAUCUUUGUUAUUCCACUGGGAGUGGGUUAUUCAAGUCAAAAAGUAGAAUCCAUACUGAAUUGUCUCAACCAUUGACUAACAAUCAAGUCAGAAGACGUCCUGGUCUUUCUGGCUAUUGUAGGAGAUUUUUCUUCAACUUUCCUACUAUAGCAGGUCCAUUAAAUGACCUCACAAAAGCAAAAUCUCCUGUGAUGAACCAUUCCAACGUUUAAAGAAACUAUAUGUAUUCAACCUGUCCUGGUGACAUGUGAUUUUUCAAAGGAAUUCAUCCAACAAACUUGACUGGAAAGUUGAGAUUCAGAGCUCCCAAUACUGUACCUCAGCAGGAGGUUAGUUAUUAACUAAUUAAGUUAUUUAAGGAACAUUACAAUGGUAGGAAUGAAAUUUCUAAUGCUAUAGCUGUUUGCAUGUUUGUUUUAGGUAAUACUUCCUUUUGCAACCCAAGCAUUUCUUAACAGAGCACAGGGAAGGCAGUAAAGAAGGAAAUUCUGAUGGCCUUUCCAGUAGCUAUACUCUUGUGACCAUAUUAGUUGCUUACCUCGCUAGGUCUGAGCUGAGGGGGAGGAGGUUUGACAGAGCAAAGGACGUUGUUGUGGCGGGUGUCUAUUUCUCCAAUGGUGCAGCAGUGCAACAUAAUAGCCAAGAGGAGAAUGUUUUUGUUCAUGCAUCACAAAGGAAAUUUGUGAAUUAAUAUGGGUUCCUGGGUUGGAGCACUUGGAGAGAAGGAAGAGCUAGUGCUCCAUUCCACAGUUUACACACAGCCCAGCAGGUAAAGAAUACAGGCCAGGUAAUUUAUGUGGUUUCUCACCUGUGAACAAUGGGCAACAGAAGGCUGCUAAUACAUUUUCCUGUUAGGGAUUCAGUGAGAGAGGCUGCAUUACUCUCCAGAUACUAUUAUUAAUACUUGCUUUUAUAAAGCACCAGCAUAUUCUGCAGUUCUGUGCAAUUGUAGAAAGGAAAAUGUACACAAAGCUAUACAAUAGGCAUACAAAGACAUAUACACAGAGCUAUACAAAAGGUAACAAGGGCCCAGCCUGUGAGCUGAGAUCAAGCCAUUGUAGCUGUUUUAUAAAAAGUGCUUGUAUAAAGCCCAUGAACUUACAAUAUAAGAGUUAACAUGGAGACGAGAGGUAAGGAGGUGAUUGUAAUGUUAACAUAAAAAGGGAGUGAGGAGGUAACUGAGUGAGAUCUCCAGUAUCCGGUGAAACAUGCUAUAAGAAAACGGAACACAGGUGUAGUGGGGCAGGGGGAAGUGAUGAGCAAAAUUACAUUUUCUCUUAUUUCCGAGUCAAAUUCCAUAUGUGCCAACAGUAGGCUCAUCAUACAAUAUUUGAAGUUGGCCUGCGCAGAAAUGUCCAGUGCAGCUCCAUCCCAAAUACCACCACACAAGUGUAUAAAGGAGUGUUUUCUCCUGGUCCUUCAUGUUUUGGUUCUACCUUGGCCACAACAACAAGUAAAGUUCUGUAUUAGAGUUUUCUAUAGCAUAUCAAUAUUUAUUUUUGAUGACAAAAAAUAAAAACCAAAACACAAGAUAUAAAACUUUAUGUCCAUCAGUGGGGAUUGUACCGCUGCAAGCAAUUUUACUUAGAGCUAGUUUAAUCUCUACGAAAUGUGAGUGCAAUUCCAGUUAUUAUUAUUGGGUUUUAUCUUUCCGUGUAAACAGUCUGCACUAUUAUCAUUUUGUAUCUUUUUACAUAUGAUGAGAAGCACCUUAAUCAAGAACAGAUACCAAUCAAGAAUUUAGCAGCUCGGAUUGUGACCAUUAGACUGUGAAUUUUGGACUUUUCACGUUUAUUUAUUGUUUAUUCCAUAUAUAUAUUUCUUUACUCAGUUUAUAUUUAUCCAUCCAUUGGUACAACCUGUUUUGUGUGUUUUAUGUUGUUCAUUUUUUAGGGUUUAAGGGUAUCCCCUAUAUUCAGAGUUUGCUGCCUAUAUUUUGUCAGUUGUUCUUCUAGCGAUUAUCCCUACCUUUGUUUUUUGUAUAUAUUUUUACUUGAUUGAAGAAUGGAACAAGAUCAGUAAGCAAUUAUGAAACCAUUCACAUUCAAUGAACAGGGUGGUUUUGAGCUUUAGAAAGGAGGGGAGUGUGGAAUUGUAUUUGAGUAGGGAAAUUCCAUGAUCAGUUUGGUUGUCAGUAUGGGAAACUUCUGUGGAAUUGAAAGACCCGAGCCCGUAGUAUCUAAAUGAGAGGCCAUAUCCACCACAUGUGCAUGAGUGCCUGAAUUAUUGCAUCCCAGAAAAUGUGAGGAACAUAUAUCUUAUUUAUUUAAGGUCAAGACACCACUUGGUAAGGACACUGUGCAAGAAAUACACAGUAAAUUUGUAUACAUUUCUGCCAGUCUUCUGCUGAUUAAGAGUUCUUUGUCCCACUUUGAGAUGUACGAGGUUACAUGGGGUUGAUGCUUGGGUAACAAGAAAGGUUGUUUAUAUUAGCUUUGCUUAUCCAGAUCAUGGGGUAAAAUCGUACAUUUAUGGGAACUCAUCAGGUCCACAACUCAUUCUUAAAUGUUAAGUAACUCUGGAACCAAGCUUCAGAAACAAAAAUUUAAAUUUGGGAUAUAUUACACCCAAGCUGGCUCUGAGUGGACUUAUAUAUCUGUGUUCCAUUUUCCAGUGCCUUGUACUAACUCACAAUGUCUCUGUGGAACUUGUUUUAGUGGUAAGAUUUCAUGUUCAAUGGUAAUUUGCAACUAUUACUUUCCUUGGUUUUACACCUGCACCUGUUGUGCAAACUUCAUAUGUCUUACUCUGGUCCCAGUGAGUUGGGCGCCAAACCUACCUGCAGCCCUGCCUCCAUCUGUUGCUUGGCAGGACCAACCAGUGGUGUCAUCAUGACCAUGAAGGGUCCCAGGGUGCCUGCACCCUAUACCUCACAAUAAACAUAAAUAAGUCACCCAACCAUCUGGGGACUGGUGUCAUUGUUGGUAGUUCUGUGCUUGGUAUAUAGCCUUACUUUUAUCCUGACAAUGUUGUCCUCUGGUUUUCUGACUAUUGCAUGUGUGCAGGAAUCUGAUUUUGCCUGGUAAUAAUCUACUAUAUAAUAAAUUUCCUGCACACUUUCACUUUUCAAAACUCGAACUUCUACGAUAAAUGCAGCAGAGCUCAGUGUGAGAACUGCACACGUGGGAUUCCCAGGACCUCAAGGGAUCUAAAGAAGCAGCAAGACUGCCACUGCUUCUUCUCAGAUGGAGCUGUGAUACCACCAGACCGGCUAUCUAUAGUGACUUCUUACUUGGAUUAUGAGUGUGCAUAGGUGUGUGUUUGUGUGUGUGUUUAUAUAUAUAUAUAUCUAUAUAAGAAAAAAAUAGAAAAUGCUCUUGCACUCACGCUUUAGAAUCCCUUAGUACCAGGGUGCUAGCAUACCAAGGCUAGUAGUAUCUAUUCCUACAAAAAGAUAGCAGCACUCUCGGAUUUAAAAGUCCAAAAUUUAUUAACGUUUCAGUCCUGCAUAGAGGACUUUCAUCAGGAUCAAAUGAUGAAAGUCCUCCAUGCAGGACUGAAACGUUGAUCGUUUUUAAACCUUGAAUUAAUACAUUUUGGACUUUUAAAUCCGAGAGUGCUGCUACCUUUUUGGAAGAAUAUAUAUAUAUAUAUAUUUGCUACUUUCUACCUUCCUUCUGUUGUGUUUUGUCUUUUUAUUAAUAAUAACCUGUUUUUUAUCAACAUGAUCUUUUCACUUCUAAAAGACCCACAGAUAUCCCACGUACAAAGGCUAUCACCUGAACUUCUGAAACACACAGUGACACACACCUAUAAUAGACAAACUUGCAAUCAAGGUUUAGACUACUGAGACUACUGAGAGACCACCAGAAGACCACUAGUUGGAAGCCCAACCAUAAUGUCUUUCAAAUAAUGCAGAAUUAUUAUAAUGCGUGUGUGUGUGGGGGAAUAUAUCAUCUCUUUUAAGAAGAAAAAUCUUAUUUUUAAAAAUAAUUUUUCUAUACUUUUUUGCAGAUCAUUAUUAAAAAACACACAAAUAUUACUGCUUUUUCAGUUUUUAAUUUUCUCUAGAUGAGAAAGUGCAGUACAGUAUUGCAGUUCUUGUAAAUUUAGCAUUGCUUACUUUAUGAACAAUUUUAAGAAAAGUGAUAUAUUUCACUUUCUAGAAGGUAAGCUGCAUGUACAGAUAGUUAAAGGACCACUAUAGUGCCAGGAAAACAUACUCGUUUUCCUGGCACUAUAGUGCCCUGAGGGUGCCCCCACCCUCAGGGACCCCCUCCCGCCCGGCUCUGGAAAGGGGAAAGGGUUAAAAACUUACCUUUUUCCAGCGCUGGGCGGGGAGCUCUCUGCCUCCUCUCCUCCUCCGUUCCUUCUCCUGGGCUGAAUGCGCACGCGCGGCAAGAGCUGCGCGCGCAUUCAGCCCGUCGCAUAGGAAAGCAUUUACAAUGCUUUCCUAUGGACGCUUGCGUGCUCUCACUGUGAAAAUCACAGUGAGAAGCACGCAAGCGCCUCUAGUGGCUGUCAAUGAGACAGCCACUAGAGGAUUAGGGGGAAGGCUUAACCCAUUCAUAAAAAAAUGGGUUAACCCUAGAAGGACCUGGCACCCAGACCACUUCAUUUAGCUGAAGUGGUCUGGGUGCCUAGAGUGGUCCUUUAAUACUUUGUCAUUUAUUGAAUGAAACCCAUUUGAAACAUAAUUCUAUUUGACACAUAAAUGUUUUUGCAGUCGUUUGAACCCUUAUGUAUGUGCAGCUUGUUUGGUAACAAAAUAUCAUACAGCACGUUAAAUACAACUUCAUGGUGCCAAAUCAUUGUCUCAAAAAUUUUAAAAUGAUCAAAAACAAGGUAUAAAGCAAAAAUGUCCAUAUCUGUACUACAGCUGAUUUUCUAGAGUUUCUUAAUAUAGAAAACAAUCUGAAGUAUGUUGAUCAUACAUAAUAAGACGAAGCAUGGGAAAUUCAAUAUACACUCCUGUCUGUGACAGUCUCAGACAACAAAAAUGUAAUUAUACUUUCUUAACAGCAUAAAUAUAAAAAAGAAACCUGACAGUUGUUUUUUUUAAUACAUUUUUUUUAUUAAAAUGCUCUUUUAGUAUUUCACUUUGUUCUGCCAACCAAAGAUAUUUUGUUUUAUAAAAUAUAUGUACAUUUCAUUUCUAUCAAAACUGCAACAUCCUCACAUUGUUAAUGUCAGUAUUUAUGUAUGUAUGACCAUACCCAUUGUAAGAUAAUGUGGGUUGGUACACAUUAAAUGUUUCAACUUACUUGUACACAGGGGAUGCUAGAGUCCACAGGAACAAAUAAAGAAUGAAAUUAUAAUAAUGAAAAAAAAAAACAAAAAACCUCUAAAAUCAAAGUAUUUAUCUGGUUUAAGAAAAUGCAAAACAAAUGUAGUUUAAUGCCAAAUCUCACGUUCUAGAGGGUAUUACAACACGAAAGAACUUACCUUAUGCACUUCAAGUGAUAUGCAAAGCAAAAUAAAAAUAAUCAGUUAUAUUGCUCUUCUGAAUUCUAAGCAUACUUAAUUUUAUGAGCUAUGGCAUUUUCCUGGCAACUAGUAAAUUAAUUUAAGUCUUAUACCUACUAUAUGUAAGUGUACAAAUAAUGUAAGUAUGUUUUUCAGAACCAGCAACACAUCUAUCAUGAUGACCCUUACAGAGCACAUUUUACAAGUGUUAGCAUUACCACUGACCAAGCUAAAAUAAGAAAGAAGUCAACUGAUACAUAAUUUGGUGACCACUCUCACAUUCAUAUUAUGUAUGUGUAUCCUAUACUACCAAGGAUCAAUGUAAAGUGUAUGAAAGUGUCAGUAGAAGCACUUAGAUAUUAUUUAGCUAUUUAACCAGUUCAAUUCCGGUUCUGUGUGCACAUAGGGUUUGCUUCUGUUUGCUUUGCAUCUGCAAUGUCAGAUGAAUGUUCAAAAAAUCUUUACUUACCUAUCCAUCUGUUCAGCUACUGGAUUUCGCUCAUCAGAUAAUCUCAUUUCUCUACGUGGGUUCCAUUUAGUUCCCCUGUCUCACAUAGCUACACUGGACCUGGAAUAGUAUCACAUUCACUACACAUGAGUCCACAAGGCUCAAUGUGUAAAGUGCUGCUUAACAGCAGAUGAUGAAGUGAGAGUGUUGGGUACAUACAGGGCCGGUGCAAGCAUUUUUGGCGCCUUAGGUGAAAACAAAUUUUCCGCCCCAUUUGCUUCACCCAAUCAUGCAGACUAACACACACGCUGACUCAAGUAGACACACACUGACCAUGCAAACUGACACACACACUAACCCAUGUAGCCUGAUGCACACCGACUCAUAUACACACACUGAUUCAUGCAGACACACACAUACAGACACACUGAUCCAUGCAGGCAUACACACAUACAAACAGACACACUGACCCAUGCAGACACACACAUAUAGACACACUGACCCAUACAAACUGACACACACACACACACACACACUGACCCAUGCAAACUGACACACAUGCACUAACUCAUGUAGACUGACACACACUGACCCAUACGCACACACUGAUCCAUGCAGACACACACAUACAUAAACACUGACCAAUGCAGACACACACACACACAGACACACACAUAUAGACACACUGACCCAUGCAGGCUCACACAUUGACCCAUGCAGACACACAGUGGCCAUUGAAGACACAGACACUGACCCAUACAGGCACACAAUGACCCAUACAGACACAAACUGACCCAUAGACAUACACACUGACCCAUACAGACACACUCACAUAUACAGACAGACACAGUGACCCAUACAGACAAACACUGACCCAUACAGACAGACAUUACACACAUGACAUACACAAACACUGACCCAUACAGACUGAGAUACAUAAACAUAGUUUGCCUAUGGGGAGCGCCGGCCAUGGGUACAUAUCAGGUAAUGCUCUACUUUAAAAUACUGGUACCUGGUUUUAGCCAGGCUUCUAUUUACUAUAUACUAUUUGUUCAAAUGUAACUUAUCUAUUUGGUAUGUUCUAUUCAAUAAACCAUAAAGUAUCUCCUCCAUUAUUCCUUAGGUGGUCUUUCCCAAGAGCUGUGCACCUAUAAUGACUGUACAUAGGCUUAACCUAACUUGUCAGUGGCUAAAUAUGUUUUUGAAUAAAGAACAUAAUGACAUCGAUUUAUAUGUUGCAGAGUUCCCAUUGUGUCCACAAAGCUGGAAUAACAUGCCUGUUUAUAAGCUGGUUGCUUGCUAUGCAGAUCAUCAAUACCUGUGGACAAGAUGAUUUAGAAGAACAAUCAGGUAAAAGAGACAUAGUUCCAUGUAUUUUCCGACAACAAUGCAUGCUUUUUUUUUUUUUUUUUGGCAUCCCUUUUUAAUUUAUGAUUUAUGAAUUUAUUUAAUCAGAUUCAGCUGUAUGUUCAGUUUGCCUCAGUGAAAAAGUUUUAAAUCACAUAAAGUAUUUUACACGUUACUGCACGCACAAUGACCAGUUUAUGGAUUUGAAGUAGUCAUGGUACCUGAAGUUUGUGUGCAGCGUUUUGUGAUGAGUCACUGCACAUACUGAUUUUAUCCCCUCUGCUGCAGAGCUCCGGGCUGGCUAAUAUCGAUUCUGUGCAUAUUUGAUGUCUACCGACAUCACGCACAGCAUAUUGGUGACAGACAUUCAAAGGUGGCCUGGCCCCCCUUUGUGCCGCCCGUAUCCACCCCUUAACCCACCCACCCUUUCAUUCCAUCCCAGCAGCUAGGGGUGUACUCAGCCUCAGUACUAGAACAGAUAUACGUUUUAAAUUUAUUUUUGAAUCCUUCUGCCAGCAGAGACAAGAGAGUUACCAUAGAUAGUAAUAAAAAAACUAUAGAAAUAUCUAAACAUCUUUGAAAGCUCCCUGGGUGUGUUGUGGAUGUAUUUUUUUGUUUUUGUUUUUUAAUACGCCAAUUUUGGCCAACUGACUGGAAUUCUGUCUUUUUUUCACAUUAACAAUUUUAGUGGCUAAACCUAGAGGCUAUUAUACCAUAGCUCCACCUCUCAUGUUGUCCCUAACUUAUAUAGAAUUUUCAUGAACUAAACCCCUAUUUCCAUAAAACACAUUAACUGAACAAUCUCAAGAAUCUUCACUGUUAAGUGUGAAUGUGCUGUUUACCUUGUGACAUAAGAGAAAUCACAAAAUUGUAGCAAAUUAUGAUGAUAUGGUACAGCAAAGUUAUAUAUAUCAAAAUGUGCUCAAACCAGAAAUAUAACAAGAAUUCCAAUAUGAAUGUAUUGGAAACAUUAACAAACUAUGGGAGAGGAUUUAGCAAGGCAAAAUAACAAACAAUUUGGGGUACAAAGGGAAAAAUCUUGUGAAAUAUUAUGAUGUUUUCCAUGGUGGUUGCUGUAUAUGUAGCACUUUGCUACAACAACUUCCACUUCCUCUAUGGAAAGCCAGAAGCCCUUGCAUGGAGUGUCCUUAGCUGUCCUUAGCUAAACCCUGCUGUGGUCGGCAGCUCAUUGAGUGAGAGUGUCAGCUGAUCCCUCUCAGCCAAUGACCGAAGCUCUGUACAGCCACUCUCAGCUAAAUGCCGAGAACUUCCAGCUGUCACAGAGGCGAUGACCGGUACCCACUGGACCAUAGGUAUGAUGUCAAAUCAUUACUAAACAGUUUGACUACUUACACCGGAUGACUACUUACACCCGGCACCAAAACCACUACAGCAUGUUGAAGUGAUUUAUGGUGCUUGUAGUGUUCCUUUAUAUCUGCAUUUAUAUAUUUUUACUUUUGCAAUCACUUUGCCUUUUUAAAAUUUUAUUUAGACCAUUAAUUGUCCUUUUGCAAGAUGGGUUAGCAUCUUUCCUUUGUAGAAAUUAUUGAUAUUAAUAACAAUGAGUCACAAAAAUAUAUUUUAUAUCUUAUUUUCCAAUUUGUUUUAGAAUUUCCUGCCAGACUGGUUGGCUAAGCAACAUUUGUUGAGUCAAUACUUUUAAAUUUGUUUUAAUUGCUAAUUAUAAUUUAAAAUUGUUAGUUUGAUGAUAUUCCAAGUCUUCUAGCUCAUCAAUGUUAAUGAGCUUUAAAGAUACCAUUGACAUGAUAUAGUCAGUCAUCUUAAAACUAUCUUAAAACUAAGCAUAUAACUGUCACCAAUGCAUUUUUGCAAAUUUUACAAAUACUUCAUAUUAUUAUAUUAUUACCAGAUCCCGAUAACUAUCUAUUUUAGUUCAUGUGUAUACUAUUUGAAACUGUGCAACACAUUUCCCUUUGCUGACCUGCUUGUCCAAAUAUUCUAGUAAAUGCCUGGGUGAUCUCUCAUAGUUAAAUACAGAUAUCUGCCAGAUUUCAAUGACAACUUGAUUUGACUUCAUACAUGGAAUUUUUAUUUAAAUAUCAUUCAGGUGAUUAUGGGUACGAGGAGGAGAUAUACUCACAAGAGCGUGAAUAUGGAAGUACCCCCUACAACGGCUAUGGGUCAGAGGAUGACUACUUGAUUACAUCAACAGAUAUUCCUUCCAGCACAGAUGUACCAGUAGGGAAUUAUGAGGAAGAAGUUACAUUUUCUGGGUAUUAUCCUGACACGCAGAUUGAGACAGAGGAAGAGAAUCCAUCUCCUACGGAAUCAUUUUUUGCUGCAAGAGAUGUAACUACAAUAACCACCAGAUUUCCAUAUCAUCGUCAAACUAUUCCAAGAGAAAAUGAGGAUAUUAUUCCUGCCCCAGAACUUUCACGUGAUUAUGAAGGUAUGUCUAUUUUCUUAUCAUUCCUUUUUGAAUAUGGUGCUGUGCCUACUUUAAAAUGAAGAUUUAAUACUUUCGUUAUCAAAUAUGUAAUUGUAUUAGCUCAGUAACCAAUUUUUGUUUUUUCAGUGACCCAUUACUCAACUGCUAUGUUAUAUAUAACAAAAUCUGAAAACAGCCAUCAAAGCACAGCUUGCACCAAAUUUCAAGAGACAAAUUUAAAAAUUUACUCAUUUUGGUAUACACCAAAUUUACCUUCUCCACAUAUGGUGGUCAUGACCUGCUGUAUGCUCCUUUUGGGAAAAGCUCCAAAAUGGCAUCACAAAAAUUCUGGGGGAAACAGUCGUUCCUGCCCAAGAAUCCCUCCUACAUCACAUUAGCCUCCAAUCAUCUAAGACUGAUCUAAAAAAUCACUUCUCAGGUUCCUAAUAAAUGCUUCGAAAUCCAUUAUCCCACUUUGAUGGAAGACCACAAAAAACCCCAUUGAUACAACAUUUUUUAAAUGUCUACUUCAUCUUAAAAUCAAAUGUAUAACCUCUACAACUUUAUACCUUUCUAAUUUAUCCGCAAAGGAUGAAUGAAUAAAUGGAAGAAUUUUUUUUUGAGUUUAUGGACUUUGCUGUUUGAUUUCAUUAAACAACAUAUUAUAUAAAUAUUGAGGGAUUUGCUUUAGUCUUAUAAGAUGUAUAAAAAGUGUUACAAUUAUUUCCCUCAAAAAUAACUAAGUAGUGAAGAAUUAAGCGAAAUGCAAUAACUCUAGCCGUGUGUAUUUGUAAUCAUUGUCAUUGUUCUUUCAUUUUGAUAUUUUUCUCAUUUUCAAAGAGAAAAAUAAUUUUCACAUGAAAUAGUCUUGCCCUAAGCUUCUGUUUUUUUUUUUUUUAAACCAACCAGACUUUGAGCAAAACGUAGAACGCUUCCUUUAUUGUGUCUUGCAGUGACAAACUUGAUCGAAGAAUUUAGUGUUUCCAGUACUUCUGGAGUAAGAAGCGUUACAGGAUCACAGACUCACUUGAAGGCAUUUCAAAUAGGAGGAAGAAUGCAAAUUCGCAAACAAUCAAGGUGUGUGUUAUGUCAGUGAGUUAAAGUAUGUGUAGCAUUGUUUUGGUACACUUAAUUUCAUAUACAUCAUUUUGUCCCUGAUUGUCCUUUAAAGAGACCCUCUAGACAGGAAGGUGAUAAUCUUUUUAACAAGUUUAUGCAUUUAAAAAAUGCAAUAGUAAAUUAUUUAAAAAAAAUAUAUAUUCAUUUUUGAAGUUGCUGCAUUUGAAAUUUAACUCUGGCUUAUCAAGUGCUGCAGUUACAGAAAUUGAUCAACCAGGCUUAUCCCUUAAAUCCGGUUAUACGAAGAACAGAAGUUUCUUGGAGUUUUUGAUUGCUUACUAUUUACUUCUGCACCACCUGAUGACAUGUACAACUGCGUUAUAUGAGAAGAAUGGGAAAUACUGCCAGUUAGAAGUGAGAGCAAAAAAACUGACUUAUGGAGCAAAGCUACUUAUUUUUACAAAACACAAAUAUUUAUUAACAAAAAAAAACAAAGAUAAAACCACACAGCCUUACUAACUGGAAUAUACCACUGUACCUAAUGUGUCACAUUUAAAGGGUUACUCCAAUCACCAUGACCACCUGCAAAGGGAAGAUUUCUUUCCCCUUCCACCCUACUUAAUUGUAGCCUUCCCAUCUUUCUAUCCCAUCCGAUAUGCCCUCUCUCCUCCUUUUUUAACCUUCCUCUCCCCCUCCCCUUGCCAGCUCAGAGUGCGUGCAUGCACUCUCGAAGAACAAAAAAAUAAAUAAAAAAUACAAAAAUAUUUAUAUUUGUUAUUCUUUUUUAAACAGGAAUUUAGUUUACUGGGCUUUCCCACACUAUUAUUAGGGACAAUUUAAAUUUUGACCAUGGACUUUGAAUUCUCCCUUUAGUAAAUAUGAAGGAAAGCUAUAUCAUAUAAAAAUAGGGGCAUUUCCAAUCGAAAUAGGUCUAAAAAUCACUAAGACUAUGACAUUAUUUUCUUUGCAGGUUGAUCUUCCCCUAUGGUUUCCCACAGCAGUUCUCACUGGUUUCCACCUUCAGAAUGAGGGAGAAGACAGCUGAACAGGUGUGGAACCUCUGGGAAGUACAGGCACAGAAUGGAGCUGAGCAAUUUAGAUUGCGUCUCUAUGGAGAAAGCAACGCAGUGGAUAUAUACAGCAUAGCAGCCUCAGGUAGUCAAAAAGUAACAACCUUUGAGAAUGUGGAAAGACUGUUUGAUGGAAGAUGGCACAAACUGUCUUUGAGUGCCAGAAGAAACCUGCUAACACUGUAUGUGGACUGUCAGCAAGUUGGUUCCUCACCUGUUAACCUCUAUGGUACCAUCCGAAUGGAUGGAUUCAGCAGUCUGGCUCGACGCAUAAGGGACGGAGCGGCAGCAAAUGUGAGUGAAAAUAAGAAUAGCUGUUUCCUGUAAUGUUCUAACCAUUAAUAAUGUCAUUGUUGAUGCAUCAGCUGUUUUAACGAUAAGUCGACUUUUUGUAGAUCGAUAUACAGCAGCUUGAAAUCUUUGAAGAUGCAGAAACCGCCACUGAAACAACAUGUUGUGAGCUACCUGGUGUGGUGAGUAUAUAUAAAUACAUAUGCUGUUAUGUUUCAUUUGGGAACUAUUAAUUCUGCACCAUAUUCAGUAAUCAUACCUAUAGCUGCAUGGAUGAAUAGAAUUAAGAAGAACGUGCAUAGUGGAAUUAAGAAGAAAUACCCCAAUAUAAAUAAAAUUCAUCAAGUUUUCAAUUCUUUAUGUUAUGGCUCUUUCUGAUAAAUUACACUAAAAUUUGAUUUAUUCUGCUUCUUUAUGCAGGAAGAUGAAAGGGUAAGUUAAUUUAUAUACUUAUUGCAUAUAAAAUAAACACAAAAUCCACACACAGAAUGUUACACUGUUUCUCUUUUUUUUUAUUUCUUUUUUAUAAAGUGUGCUGAUGCAGGCGAAUUUAAUGCAAAAGGUUGCAACUGUUUGCCCGGAGAACCUGGUUUUCAAGGAUUUCCUGGAUCCAAGGUAAUAAUAUGUCACAUUUCAUUUCAGAGAUCCCGAGCUGUGUCUGAGUACCAGAGUUGAGUAUGAGAAUAAGAGCAAAGUAAGAGUUCCAUAGCUGAGUCUAAGUAUGAGAGCCAAGUACGAGUACGAGAACUGAGUCUGAUUAUAAGAGCCGAGUACGAGAACUGAGUCUGAGUAUGUGAGCCAAGUACGAGAGCCAGAACUGAGAGCCAAGUAUGCGUAUCACAGCCGAGUCUGAGUAUGAGAGCCAAGUACGAGUAGGAGAACUGAGUCUGAUUAUAAGAGCCAAGUAUGAGUACCAGAACUGAGUCUGAGUAUGUGAGCCAAGUACGAGUGCCAGAACUGAGUCUUAGUAUGAGAGCUAAGAAUGAGUACCAGAGCUGAGUUUGAGUGCCAGGUCUGAAUCUGAAAAUGAGAGCUGAGUGUGAGUACCAGACCCGAGUCUAAAUACCAGAGUGGAGUAUGAGCAUAGUAUGAGCUGAGUUUGAGUAUAAUGGCUGAUUAUUAAUACCAGCUUAGUAUAAUUAUGAGAGCUGAGUACGAGUACCAGAAAUAAGUCUUUCAUUAUGUUUUCAUAGGGUGAAAAGGGAACUCAAGGUUUACAAGGUCAUUAUGGAAUCCAUGGCAGACAGGUACGUUAAUAAACAUGUAUUGUUUUUGUUUUUGUUUUUUUUAAUAGAUGCUAUUGUAUUAUUCACAUCAUAUUCAAUCUCAAAGAACAAUAUUAUGAAUGAAGAACAACAAAUCAUGUUCUAAUAUUGCCCUCUUCAUGGAAAUAUUUCCAAUUAAUGUAUUAAAACAACAAUUAUCCAUUAUCCACUAGGUAAGGUCAAGCUGUUCUGCAAAAAAUAUAAAAGGCGUAUUUAUAUUGUUUGACAUUUUAAUUAAAAAAACACUGUGUUGAUAAGUGGGGCUCUUGUUUCCUUAUCCUACAAUAAUUAUACUGCUCUUUUCCUAUUUUAAUGGCUCUGCACUCAGCCAUGGAGCUCUUAUGAGUAUAUUAUACACCUGUUUAUUAGCCACUCUCUUCAACACUAGCAAGGAAAUGUCAAAAGUGAGAAUUUAACCCUUUAAGGACACAUGACAUGUGAUUCCCUUUUAUUCCAGAAGUUUGGUCCUUAAGGAGUUAAAGUGAAUUUCUAAUUUAAAGCCCCCAAAAAAGCUGAGGUGGAAAAAUUCUCAAAGUCAGUGAGCUAUGCUUUCAGUACAACUCCUAUGGCCCUAAAUUUGAAAUUUACUUGGAAUUCUCUCUUUAGCAAAUAACUCUGUACAUUGAAAAAUGUGCCUUAAAGGAACACUCCAAACACCUAAACCACAUUAGCUGAAGUGUUUAAUCGGUUAAAAGUAUGUCCUUGGUACCUUAAUAAAUUAACCUCAUUACACCCCCUGGCUGUCAAUCAGACAAUAGGCCCUGCUAUUUUCUGGUUUGAUUAGCUCAGUGGAGCUAAACUCAAGAGUCAGUGAGUGGCCAGAACAUGGACUUCUCUUUGAUCUGCAUUGGGAUUGCUUGCAAAGGCUGCAGUGUGUGUACUGGGACAAGGGUGAUGCUUACAAAGGCUGCACAAAGAAGAUCCACAGCAAUAAAUUCAUGCAUGUCUUCACGUGAUAAAUAUUAGUGGAAGUUACACUCUUCAAUUCUCUCUAAUCGGCUGUUCUCCCCGCAUGUCACUAAAGAGAUGGGUGCUGAAUUAAGAACAACAGCCACAAAAAAAGCAUCUGGUACCCCAGAGUGUAACACCAACUAAUAUUAUGAUGCCCAAAGAUUAAAGGAACCCCAACCCCUAUCCUAACCUAAGUCUAUCCCUAAACCUAUUUACACAAUGAAAGAUCCAUAACACCGGGACCUUUAUUACAGAGUGACUGCACAUUUGGUAUCAUCUGCUGGAUGUUUUCAUUAAUCUGUUAUAAAAUAGUCAGGCAUGUAUAUUAAAAUCUACAUAUAUAUAUCUACAUAUAUAUUGACAAUCUGUAUUGACAAAUAUUUUACAGGGACCGAGAGGAUCAAAGGGAGGACAAGGUAGAAGAGGUGAUACAGGUCCCAGGGUAUGUAUAUUUGUGGAUUAUGUAUAUUUAUUGGUUAUGAAUAGUAUGAAUAGUAGUGUUGAUAUAUUUUUCUAUUUAAAAAAUGAAAUAAAAAAAUGUGUUUAUUUAAAAAAAAAAAACCCAUGCCUAAAUCACAAUCUCCUUGGAAAUUAAUCUAUUGGAUAUGUUAGUUGUUCAUUUAUAUUCAAUUUAGUUUUUAAAUUUACAUGCAUGUUUUUUAUUUCACCUUUGUAAUACUGUUUACACUGUAACAUUUCACUAUAUAUUUAUGGUGUAUGUAGAGCACGUUUGGACUAGGCUCGACAAAGACUCACUUUAAAGUUGAAACGUUGUCAGAUCACUACAAGGCCUUUGCUAUUUUAAUAAGACUUCAAUAUAUAUUUCAUAAUGUUUCUUAAUAAGACGAUGACAUGUUUACUUCAUAUUGCUACACUUAUUUCUAGAACUUGGCCCUUUCCCCAGAGUUCUAAAAAAAAUAUAAAACAUAUUUUCAAAUAUUUAACCCUGGCAUUAGUCCCAAACCGCUACAGUAGGAACUACAAAUAGUCCUGGCUCAGCCUGCUAGAGAAACUGAAAUCAAAGACCUAUUUGUCAAGAAUUUGACAUGCAGACUAAUGACUGGGAAGCGUAAUAUGUAAUACAUUGUAUAUCUAUGUGCACUUUUUAAUAUCCAAAGUUCUUGUUGGCAUGCAUAUCUCUUCAAUUUGUUAUACAGAAAAGCACUACUUAUUUAUACAGUUAAGGGUAAAGUACAUAAAUACAGGUUAAAAUGGAAAUCUGGGAGGGUAGGUCCUGUGCCAUUAUGUACUCAGGAAGAGGCCUUUUUUUUUUUUUUUUUUAUGUAAUCCUUUAUAUGGUCAGCGGUAAGCCAAGACACUGACAAGGAACACGAACAUCAAUGACAGUGUAAACAUUUCAACAUCUGUGUCACAAAAUUAUAUUAUCACGUAUUUUGUUAAUACAAAAGGAACUGGAGGGAGAAGGGAUCAUUCUGCCACCAGGAAGUCUUAUUGCCAGAGAUAUUGUAAGCAAACAAUUUAUUAUUUAUCGCUAAAGUGUUGACCGGAUGGGAAAAAAGGAAUAUUACAAACCCAGAUCAAUUGGUUUCUGAAGUCCAAAAGUAAACUAAGCAGGCACAUUGCCACCCCAUAGGAUAUAAAGAGCCUUUAGAGCAGUAAUUUCCCCAGGACAAAUCAGUUGAGAAUGUGCCCUUAUCUAUGGAGUUUAGUUUGGUUGAUGACCAACAGAAAAGCAUUUUUUAACAUUCCGCUUGCAAUCCCAUUUAAAUAGACACUUUCUUAGAUGCCACCCCAAACCUCCACUCCGUCAGCACCUUCAAUGUAUUGCUCUAUAUCUUGGUCCUACUUUUUCAAAUAAACCAGAGAAUUACUUGCAGAUGCUGUAGAACAUAGAAAAGAAUACAAAUUUGAGAUAAAAGGGAAAUUGGUUAAAUCACUAUAAACUACAGUUUAACCUUUAGAUAGGUCUGCAAUACUAAGUAAUAGCAAAUAUCUGAAGAAAUCUGAUGUUGCUAACUGAGCUGAGACACAAUUUAUACCAUCUUCAAAUACGUCCCCCUACUAUUUUGUGCUAACACCCCUAUAUUGGUGAAAGACUGCGGGAGAAGGAGAGGGAGAAAUUUCUUUAUUUUUAAGGAAUAACGUUUAGAGAGAUUGUAGUAAUGAAAUAACCUGUUCCAGAUAUUUAAUUAAUUGAGCAGGGUCAGGCGAGUAGGAUAUACCUACUGUCUUUGACCCUUUUCCAGCUAUAUGUAAAAUAAUGGAAGAUCAAGCAAGGAAAGUGUAGACUCAAUGUCCACGUGCCUGUAUAAUGACAUUUCAUUUAACUUCAGUGCUACACAUGCACUUGAUAAACAGAGUAUAUUUACUAAGCACAGUACCAGUCAAAAUAUAUUGUGAAUUUGUGCUUUAUUAUUUCACAGGGUGACCCAGGUCCUGAUGGUGAAGAAGGCCCUUCUGGGUUCACAGGAGAUACUGUAAGUAGUGAUUUGUCGUGCAAGUAUAUGCAAUCUGAAGAGUUAAAUUAAAUUUAAAGAGUUUAUAACAAUGAGAAGUUUUAUGCCCGUGAUUUUUUUCACAAGUAUGUCAAUUUCUACAAAUUGUAUUUUUAUUGUUUUUAAUAAGCACAGUCUAGCACAUUAUACUUAUACAGUAUUAACAUUUUAUUAGAAGAGAUAGCUGUUAACUCAAAGUUCAAACCUAUAGUUGCAUGACAAAAACCAGCGCGAAGGAAGUAAACUGCAAAGGGUAAAGGAAAAAUUUAAAAAACAACAACAAUUAUUGCCAUGUUUUUCUAAGAAAUGCAACGUAUUAAUUGAUGUAUAUAACAUACAUUCCAGCACUUUAAUCUGACAUCAACUUGAGGUAUGUUUUAGGGUAAAUGUAAAUAUUGCUAUUUAUUAUAAAUGGCAAUGACUUACAUUGUCAGAGAAAUGCAGAUCACCAAUGCACUAAAACCACACAUUAAGAUGUACCUUUAACACUGGCAAAGAUUAACCAAGCUAGAAAGGUGCAAAUAUAGGCCCUUUCUAGUACCUAGCCCAGGGGUAGGCAACCUUUUAACAGCACUGUGCCAAAAUAAGAUUGUGAUAUCUCGUAGUGGCCGGCCCUAUUUUUUUUUUUUUUAAUUGCCAUGUCUAUGUUUUCCGUAAUUUGCUUGUUUUAUUUAUACUGUAGUUGCUUUUUGUUUUAUUUGUGCAUAUAUGAGCUGUUAUAUUGUAUAUGUUCAUGAGUAAAUUGUGGUAUUGUAUAUUAUAUGUAGGAAUUUUGGCUGUGUAUGGGGGGCUGCUUGUGGAAUUGAGUGUGUUGAUGGACAUGUUACAUUGUGUUUUUGGUGGGGUGUGUAUGUGUGAGGCUGCUUGGGGUAUUGCAUGUGAGAGCCUGCUUGUGAGGUUGUGUGCGUCUAUGUGGAUUGUUAUUGGAGAGAUCACUUACUCUACAUGCUGCAAUGCAUAAAUUGAGGAUUGUCUUUCACCACCUUUUCAAAAUUAGCAGAUAUCUGAAGUUUCACUUGGUCUCCUGAUAGGCCAGAGAAGCCUGUUUGGCUCUAGCAGCCUCGAGUGCCAUGCAAAGACACCUCGAGUGCCAUGCAAAGACACCUCGAGUGCCGUGCAAAGACACCUCGAGUGCCGUGCAAAGACACCUUGCCGUGCAAAGGUUGCCUACCCCUGACCUAGCCUAUUAAAUAUAAAAAAGUGUACCCUCCACAUGAGGUAUUUAGCUUAAUAAGGCUAAUUACUUGCAUAUGUUGCAAUGCUGCAUGCUCCAACUUCUCAAACAAGUUAUUGCAUUGCUCUUAUUUACAUUGUCAAAAUUAAUGGAUGGGAAAUAAAAUUAAUAUAUUAAUCGUUCCUAAAUCCCAAUGAGGUAGACUAAAGUCUAAAAUCCCUUUAUUACUGCAUCUGUGUCUAUUUUUCAGCAGAAAUAGUAUAAAAUCCAUGUGGGCUGGCUACUUUCAUUUACAAAUGACAUUAAUGAAGAAAAUAGCCUAUAUCCUGCUCCACUGUGGCCCGUUUUUGAUUUUCAAAAAGUCAGCCAAUAGCCAAUGAAAUAGCUUUGAAGUCCACCUGUUGAUUGUCAUUACAAUAUAUUGCUCUAUUGAUUAUUAACCCAUUCAUGUUGUCCAUAUUUUAUUAAGGCUCUGCCUGGGUUAGGCCAGAUUUCUGUUAAAAGACAAUAAGGUCAGUCUCUGAACGUGUCCUGUGUUAUCUGGCACCAAGACAUUAGCAGCAGAUCCUUGCAGCACAUCACGUGGCUUGAGAUCUGGGGAAUUUGAAGGCAAGACAUUGAACUCUUUAUCAUGUUCCUCAAACCAUUCCUGAACAAUUUUUGGAGUGUGCCAGGAUGUAUUGUCCUGCUAAAAGAGUCCACUGCCACCAGGGAACACCAUUGCCAUGAAGGGGUGCACAUGGUCUGUAACAAUCGCUAGGUAGUACGUGUCAAAUUAACAUCUCUAUGAAUGCCAAGACCCAAGGUUUUCCAGCUGAAAAUUACCCAGAUCAUAAGACAUCCUCUACCAGACUUCCUUUCUCCCAUAGCACAUCCUGCUGCCAUCUCUUUCCCAGGUAAAUUACACACACAUAAUCGGCCAUCCACCUGAUCUAAAAGAAAACGUGAUUCAUUAGACUAGGAAACCUUCUUCCAUUGCUUUAUGGUCCAGUUCUGACACUUACGUCCCCACUGAAGGUGCUUUUGGUGGUGGACAAGGAUCAUCAUGGGCUUCAUCGUCUGCAACUACACAGCCAUAUAUGCAGCAAACUGCAAUGCACUGUGUGUUCUGAUACCUUUCUAGUAUGGCCAGCAUUAAGGUUUCAGCAAUGUGAGCUACAGUAGCUGACCAGACAGACUAGACUUCGCUCCCCGCGUACAUCAACGAGCCUUGGGCGUACAUGACCCUUAAGCCUGUUCAGUUGUUACACCUGUUGCAGUUUUACUUUCUUGCACCACUUUGUGAAGACUUGCUGUUUUGGAAAUGCUCUGAUCUUGUCAUCUAAUCUCACGAUUUGUUGUUGUCAAAUACACUCAGACCUUUUAAUUUUCCAUUUUUCCACUUUCAUCACAUGAAAGUCAAGAACUUAAUGUUUAAUUGCUUCCUACUGUAUCCCACCUCUUAAAAGGUGCCUUUGUAGCAAUAUAAUCAACAUUAUUCACUUUACCCGUCAGUGGUUUUAAUGCUGUAGUUAAUGAGUAUAAUUUGUUUUGUCUUAAUAUGAGUUUCUAUUACAUUCUUUUAAAAGGGUUUCUUUGGACUUCCUGGACAAAAAGGAGAAGAAGGUUUACCUGGAAAGAAGGUAAAAUGAAAUGCUGUAUCUGCUUAGUGCCCUGGGUUUAUAUACCUUAUUAUUUUUUUAAGGCAUAAUUAUAGUGUAUAUUGAUAAAAAAAAUGUAAUAAGGAACCUCUCACACGUUUCCAUUUGAAUGUUUUCAUUGGACACAGCAUGCAAUGCGUCAAGAUCUAAGCUAAUAAAACAUGUAUCCUGGCAAUAGUUCAGUAGGUAGGGCAUCAGCUGCAGUAACCUAGCAUCACAGGGUGGAUUAUUGGCAAGAUCAGUUCAGCCCAUCAUUCGGCUAAAGUUGAUGAAAAGAGAGCUAUUAAGUGCAUAAAAAUAAUAAUAUCAAGACCUCAAGAAUGCAGUUGUUUCCUUCUGAAAAGAUUACUCCAAUCCUUUUAUUUUAAACCCAAUUUAGUUUAUUUUGUAAUAGCUAUUUGACACCAGUAACGUGUUCACCCAUCUUUUUUAAAAGUAAAAAAACUUUUAAAAAAAAGAAAAGUAACCGAUAAUCCAGCGUCAGGUGUGCACUUUUCACUUCCCAUCUGAUGUCGCAUUGCUUUAUGCAGUCCAAGCAAAUAAUUUUUAUAGAGAAAACAUUUCCAGGCUCAGAGUGCAUGUGUGCUCUGAGCCCAGUUGGGUGGGAGGCAGAGAAGAGUGGACAAGGAAGGGAGAGGAUUUAAAAAAGAAUAACAUAUAUGCAGGGAGUUUGAGAGUGAGUAGACCAAGCGAGGAAUAGAGGGAGAGGAGAUUUAGGCUUCCCCUUACAGGUGUGUUCCCAGUGCAACUCGCAAGAGUAGUAGCUGACUAGUUCUGUCACCCGUGCGUUGUGUAAUUUUUGCACAGCAAUAACAUUAGGCAGUCUGGAACAGUUACUGGCUGCCAAAUUUGCGCAUGCUGGGGUUUAACUAGCCCACUGCACAAAUUUGCAAACAUCUCUGUAUUUGCAGCGUUUCAAGCAGAAACAUAGCAGAUACAGAUUGCUUCCCCCAUGACCGCUUCUAAAAACAGAUAUGGUUAGGGAUGUUGGAGUAACACUUUAAACACUUUGAUGAUAUUAUUUUAUGUCUGGCUGAGCAUUGUCAAAAAUAUAGUUUACAUACAUAUCUAUUGGCUUGUUAGCUAUAAAUGAUCUUGUUUGUGUUGAUUUGUUUGCAAAACAGGUUUUUUUUUUUAAAGACAAGCAGGUGCUAUUCUGGGGCAAUAUACUAACUAAAUAAGGCCAUGUUGCCAUGGAAACCAACAGAAUAGCACACACUUUGCCUUGAUAGCUUGCUAAUAUGUUAUGAAAAAAAAUAAAGCAGAGCACUAUGAACUGCAUAACUACUCUCUGGCAGCAUCAUUGGGAGUCAUUAAGAGUUUUCAGGUUGGCUAAUAUAAAUUUUGUAAAAAAUUGGCAUCUGAUGCCAGCACACACAGCAUGCUGGCAACUGAUAGCCAAUGGCAGCAUGCCACUCCUCUACGCUGCCCCUGUACUUACCUUCAGUCUGCCCUGCAAGAGCCCCUCCAUCUGACAGGUGGGAAUAAUGUCAGCAGAGGAGCUCUUGACCUCGGCGCAAUAUUAACAUUUAGCAUUUUAAUUUUUUUCGCUGAGGGAGACUUACCAGGCUAGGAGGGGUUGUUCCAAUUUCUUAAAACACUGGUCUUUGGUAGUAACCUUUUACAUAUAAUUAUUGAGCUUUCUGUUUAAAUCCACACAAAUUGGUAAACGUGUAAUAAGAUAGAGAGACAGAGAGAGAGAACUAUAGAUGUUUUCCUGUUUUUGCUCUUUGUCAAGUUGUGUAAUGUUAUUCAGGGUCGAAUGGAUAAUUUAUAUGUCAUUAUUAUAACUGGUCCUUGUGAUUGUGUUCCUCCCAAGACUUGCCUGUUCAAUUUUCUUCUAUUUUAGUCAUUAGACACAGACUGUGUAUUAAUGAUAACCUAUCUUACAGGGAGAGCGUGGAUUGACAGGUCCACAAGGAGAGCCAGGAAUUAAAGGAGAACUUGUAAGUAAUUUCUAUUAUUAGUCAAUCAGAUGAUGGUGUGUGAACCUUUUUUCUCCAGAUCCCCAAUUUAAUUUUUUUUUUAUACUAUAUGUAUGCUAUAUAUAUGCAUGCUGUUUUUUGCUACAACCAUAUAUGAUAUCUUGGCUUUUACCUCUGAAGUUCCUAUCAAGAAACCCAUUGGUAAUCCACUGCAAUCUAGGGAUUGUAUUCUUUCGAACCUAGAUUUUAGCGACUACUUACUUAUAGUUUCAACUGGCUUGAACCAUUGCAAACUGUCAUCACUUAAGUAUCUUUCAAGACUUGAGGUUCAGUAAACAGACCUCUUAGUUUAAUACUUGCAAAUUAUUUUAUAAACUAUAUUGAUUUAAAACCAUCAUCAUGAUAUGGAUUAUUAUACAGCUCAGUGUCAAAAAAUCCUGAUUUAUAUCAUUUUAAUAACUAGUAACUCAAAACAAUUGCACAGCCUAAGAUGGUCUGUCUCUAAUUAUGCAAAGUAACUUAUAUUUUACACCACGUAGUUAAAACCAAUACUAAUUGUGGGAUUAUUUUAAUUUCAUGCAUUCAUUUUUAGCUGUGUUUCCUGUUUAUAUGUACAUACCUUAAACUGGCAUGCAGAUGUUAUUAAAGUGUUGUUUUACAAUUUUUUUUUUAGAAGUGGCCAAUAUCUAAUUUUGGACUAAAACUAUAUUCUCGGCCAUCUCUAGCUGUGAUCAGAGUUCUGGGUGUUGUAGUCCAACAACAAUUUGGGGACCCACAUAGUUAUACAGCACUUAAACCCUUCAUUACCGACCACUUUUUGGUUAACAAAUAUUAGCAUGACAUUUUUUUUUUUUUAAGUAGGGGAUGCACAGCUAGCCUAUAAACAUAUCAUAUGUUUGUAGACAAAGAGAAAAAUAGAAAAUAUGUAAAUUCACACAAUUUAUAUUUUUCUCCUAUUUAUUCAUCCUUUAUAAAAAUAUUUGGGAAAUGAAAAGCUUUAGACAGUAUACGGUGUCCUUCAUCCUGCAAUAUUUCACAGAGAUUCCAAAACGUUAGUUUGAAAGCAAUAAUGUCUAUGUGUAUAGAUUGCUUUGCAGACAAGCGUAAACAUUCAAAUUAUGUAACUUUACAGAAUUUGUAUUUUUCCCUUAUGUAUCCCUCAUAUUUGGGAAACGAACAGCUGUACACAAUUUCCUUUAUCUUUAGCACUAUUUCAAACAGGGUCUGAAAUGUUAGUUUGAAAGCAAAAAUGCAAAUAGAUUUGACAAAAAUAGAUAAAUAAAAAAAGGACCCUUAAGGCAUUACUAGCAGUAUAGCUUACUAAAAUGGCAACAGAAUGUAAAAACAAUGGCUGCAAAUGAGCAUAAUGCCCACAUUUAGUAAAAAUAGUGAAAUCUUAUAUUUCUAAAAUAAAGGUAUUUAAUCUUUAUCAAUCUCUGAACUGCUAAUGUAAUGCUAACAAUGAAAAGGUAGAGUCCAUUUACUCUUCACUUUACAUUCAUUAUAUCAGUAACUUGUGGCCCCAUGAAGCAAGCGCAGCCUAAGGCUGGAAAGUAGGCUUAGGUGAGGAUGGCAGGGAUUGGUAUUUUAGGUUGGGAGGCAGGACUAGUAUAUAUAGGCCGGCCAUCUUAGUUUGGUCACAACUAAUUACUCACCAGUCUGGGUUGGUCCCUCCCUCCGUCCCUUGUAUAGGUUAAGUGGUUUCAGCCCGCUUAGUCACAGCAGCAGGGUUGGUGAGGGGAAGGCUAGGGAGAAAUAUGGUCUCUGGUUUAAUUAAGAAGAGUUAAGGAAGUUGGCUGAUUAGUACCAAAUUGGUUGGUUACAAUGUUGAUAUAAUUUUGGUGGGUUUCAAGUCCGUCGGUGGCUCAGAACGUUGGAGGUGUAGGGUUAUCCGGGUAUACCCCUCCCAGGAGGCGGUUAAUCAUUAUGUUGCACUUUAUUUGUUUAUAUCUUAAUGUGUCGUUACAUUGUUAUUACAAUGUUUACCAUAUGUGUCAUAGCCUUUAUUUAUGACAUAUGGAAUAUGUAUUGUGAUGUAUGGGUGAAGGGAUGAGGCAAGGACUUUCAAUGUUUCAGUUGAUAUUUUUGGAUAUUAUUAUUAUUAUUAUUAUAUUAAUAAAGCUUUGGAUGUAUUGACCCAUACCUUAGAGUGUUUGUAUUUGAUUGGUAAUGGGGUAGCUAUGGGUUUUUUGGGAAAUCUCCACCUGCCAACAAGGUGACAAUGCACCCGUCAAGUGUCUUCUGGUAUAGACAUGUUUCCCCUACAGGCUGGUAAUCAUAUCUAGAGUAAGAUGAGGGUCGGUGAGGCUUUAUGGACUAGAUUUCAUACUACAAAAUACAUGAAAAUAAAAACUUUUAAGCUCUAUAUCAUUUUAAAGGGGUUAAACCUUUUUUGUUAUGGAGAACUAAAGGAAAAGUUAAAUGUUUUCAAUUACUUAAAGAAUAAAGGACACGUUAUAUAUUAAGAAGAAUGUAUUUAAAUAUUUUUUUUAAAACAUACUUUAACAGUAUUCAGGACUGAUGCCAAACCUUUUUGUAUUUUAGGGUAAUAUUGGUAAACUUGGCCGUGAUGGCAUUGAUGGUCCUCCAGGUGAGAAGGUAUGUAGUAUAAACGUUUGUUUCUUUGCAGAAGUUGUUCUUUCACUAUAGUUUGCAGCUCUACUUCCAAUAGUUAGAUAACGAUGCCAUUAAGGAGAUAUCAUAGUCCUUCAUGUUCUAGAUGGACUUUCAUCAACUUUUAUCAGGAACGUUUUGGUGGACUAAUUCAUAUGAGCGUGGGGGGAUCAUCAGCUAUGGUAUUGACAGACACCAAUUACGUUUAAAUUUCAGGAAACCAUUAAAUUAUGCACUUUGUUGAUGUUGUGUCUAACCAAGAUAAAAUGUGUGUAUAAACUAUAAAAUAUUUAAAAUACAUAUGUUAUAGUCAGUAGAUGUCUUCAUGUAAAAAACAUUCACCAGAUUUUGUAUAUGUAAAAGACAAAAGUAACAAUAAUAGUACAGACAGCCUAAUUCAAUAUGUUUUAUAUUAUAUAGCAAGAUUUAAAUAAUUUUCACCUACCACUAACAUUUCCUAGAGCUGAUAUACCAGCUCUUGUAUAUUGUGCUUGUGUGACUUUAAGAACUGACACCAACCUCACUCUGUAAUUACUUUGAAUAAUUUAUUCACUUAGCAAACAAUUAACACACAUUCAAUACACUUAAAAAAUGAAGUGCCUUUUAAAGACAAAUGUGCAAUGUGGUAUCUCGCGAUUAGGUCUGUUCAGCACAUUUUCAGCAUCUUCAGUCCAUCUACUUGUGUGACGACAAUCUCUCUACGCAUUUCGCUACACUGGCUAUGUAAGGCUUAACAUCACAGUUCUACAAUUUUUGUUUGGAUGAGAAUCGGCUGGAGAUGUACAUUUUGUCCAUUCAUAAGAGAAUAGCUUUCUAUCAUUGAUAUCUCCUUUUCUUUUUUUUUUUUUUUUAAUUCUUUAUUUAUUGCGUGCAAAGAGAUAACGUUGCUUGGUGCGCCACAACAGCUGCAUCAAACAGAGAGAUAAGAAGAUGUACAUGGUUAUGGCAUUUGCAUAAGUUGCACAUUUUUAAAUUAUAUAUUAUACAGACUAAACAGGCUAAACAGUAUAAGUCUAGAGUAACUGUUAGGGCUAAUAACAACGCCAGUGUGGAAAACAAAUAUUAGGGUAGACUUUCUGAACUGCCCCAGCAUGCAUUAUAAAUGUGAUUUCGCCUAUACGCAGCCAGUGCACAAUGUAGCUUAUAACAAUAAAGGAAAUAGAUAGAGAAAAGGUAAAGCACGUUAGUAGAGAGAGAGACAUGUUCAGCUUACGGUCUAGUAUGCCGAUGUGAGUCAAUGUCCCGUAUUCACGAUGCAUGCUGUAGGAAUAAAUGCCUAACUGAAAGAGUCAAAAACUUAAACUUAGUAUAUAGGGCAUAUAAACCAAUGGGUUUCCGCGUGUCCAUGUGUUAAUAAUGUUACUGUCCGAACUGGGUUUUGUACCGGUGGUCAGUGGCACAGUGGGGUAGGUUGUCAAUGAUGGUCCCAGGGGUCACAGCCUAGGGCUGUUGGAGACCUGUCCUGCAGUGUGAGUCCAUUAUCAGCCGAUGCCGGCGCUUGGGGGCUCGUUGUGGCUGUUGAGAAGCGGUGAAAAAGUGCAGCGGUUCUCACAUGAGCUGCGUCCUCGCUUUGGUCCUUGUGCCUGGCUGGCCGCUCUUGCUGCAGGGGUGGGUACAUAGACAGCUGUUCGACGGGGGUGAGGUACGUCCUCUCUCCAGCCCCGGGCCGGGAUAAAGGCCGACAUCAUUACUUUUCGGACCCAGGCACUUCUUUGGGCUGGGUCCAUCCCAUGGCGGGAGUAACGGGGGGGAGCUGAUGGUCUGCCGCUUUCUGUGGUGGCCGUCCAUCCGUCCAUGUGGGUGAUGCCUUCGGGUUGUGCCCUUGGUGGCCCUCGACCCAGGUGGGCCAGCAAUGUGAGGUGCAGAUUUGUCUGGGCGCUUUAGGCCCGAGGAGGUCCUCCUCACCCUCCGUUUCUUGCCACCCCGUUCUCCAUCUCGAGGAUCGGGCGGUGUAGAGAAUAUGUGGGUCUCCAGUUUGACCCAUAGCUGGUGGAAGUGCUCGCUUAGUCUCUGCAUUAUGCGGUCCACAGAGCGCAGGGCUGGCUCACUCUGUUCAUUUGCCUUCUCUGUUGGCCAUGUGGUAGCCGCCAUUUUGGGUCGGGUCUCUCCGCUUGUUUGGGCCCCGAGCGAGGUCCGUUUGUCGAGUUGUUUGCUUAGGGCAGUCGAGUAGGGACCGGGAUAACCCCCGCCGGUCCAAGGGGGGGGGGGGAGGUAGAAGCUUGCAUGAUCUCGUUUGUUAUCAGGAAGCAGGGAGGUCGGCCGCCUCUCUCCAGCUCCGUUUUAGUAGGCCGCAACGGCGUCUCUCUGGUCUCCCGCAAAUUAAGGUCUUGGGGUUUAUCUCUGUGUUCCCUCUGAGCUGUGCACUGCCCAUCAGUGGGUUUGAUCGCUGUUUUUUCAGGGUUAAAUCUGCUUUUAUUGCUUGUUUAGCAGGAGCUCAGGACCCACACGUCUGCUCCUCUUGCCUGUCAGGCUCCGCCCCCUGAUAUCUCCUUUUCUAUACGAUUAUUGUUGGAAAUUGGGCAUCUCAGCUUUUACUCUCCAAUACACUCUCUGCCCAUAAGUUUGAUUAAUCCAAAUUACCUAUUGUAUUAUUUUCUUCCAUACACUAUAAUUUAGUAUUUUACUUUAUAUUCUCUUAAUGAAAUCUGCAAACCCAAUUAAAAUACUCAGUUUGCUUUCAGUCCUCAGCAGUUAGAAUUUAUGUAUCUCUAAUUUCAUCAUUCUAAUGCCAUUUACAUUAUUAAACAUUUUCCCUUUACUUUCUAAUUACUCAAGGCAUGAUAUAUACAUAUACAUUCUCAUUUUAUAGGGAUCACGAGGCCCAUCCGGAAAACAGGGCCCCGGGGGACCUGAGGGAUCUAAGGUAUUUUGUUUUUUGGUAUUUGUGAACAUUUUUGUGGAAGCUGGAAGAAAGAUGGUAAAAUUAAUGAGUAUAAUGAAAUGCAGAUAUAUAAAUUGUAAAUAGUUAGUUUUGGGUAAUGUACAAAGUUUAGAACGUUCCCUUUUCUGAUAUUUUGGCAAGUCUAUGGAAGAAAACUAGUAGCCAACUAAAAAUCCAAAUUUCCAUGAGAAAAUAGAGAUGGCUUUUAAAUAUACCUUUGACUGAAAUUUCCAGAUACCGUCUUUUUAGGAACAGAACAGUAAAGCUCUUUCUUCAAGACUAUGCAAAGGUAAAAGCAGAGAAAAGCAAACACGUUUUGGUUGGCCAACAAUCAUAUUACCCUGCAUUUUGGCUCCUGUAGAAGAUCCAAAGAGUUUCUGUAGCACAGUUCAAUAUUUCUGUAGUUCUUCUACCAUAGAAUAUACAGAAUAAUUAAACUGAAUGUUUGCCUACAUCCCAACAUCUCGUUGACGGGUAAAAAAAGCAGAUAAUGCAAUUUAUUAUGCCUUAUUUAUUUUUCAUUUGUCACUAAUAUCUUUAAUAUUUAUUAUAAUUUUGGAACAGUUUGCAGAAGAAGCAUUUUGUGAAAAAUGUAAAGAAUUGACUUUUAUUGGCCGCAAAAGACCUAAAUAUGCGAAUAGCAUUUUACUUCUUAUCACAUGUGCUCACUGUAUCUUAUUGGUGUCCAACCGAUAGACAUGCAAAGAUUGUAGCAUUACAUUGAUCUUGCCGUAGGUAGUUAAGGGAAGAAAACGUUGUCGUUCAACAAUAACUGAAGAAAUGGAAAUUUGUGAUUCCUGCCUUAGCUAUAGGAUGUUUCAACUAUAAAAUGUUUGUAAAAUGUUGCAUAAUUAACUUUUUCUAUGCAUUAUAACUAUAGGGUGAUGCUGGAGCCCCCGGGUUUUUAGGUAGUCGAGGUGACAUUGGUUACCCGGUAAGUGAAAUUCCAGUUUUUACUCAUCAAUUCAAUGUUAAUAAGCAUCCCUCAAUUAAUUUAUUACAAUGAAAACAUUGUAGAUACAUUGCGGAGAGAAUUUGUACAGGCAGUUACUAGCAUAAGAAAUAUAUUUGUCUUUGUAGACGUAUUUAUCUUCUGCAUCAGUUAAAGGGUUAAUCCAAGCACCAUAUCUACAAUACAGACUUACAUAGCAAGAAUCACUCUAACCACAACCAGUGUUUUUGGUUGUAUCAACCCUUUAACAACCCAAUUAAAAUGUACUUUGGGAUUGCACUAUUGCUAUAAUGAUUAUACACAGGCAGUUUUACUAUAAAUUAAUUUUGUCUAGCAUACGUUCUUCAUCUUCACCUCUUACCGCUCUCGACAUUAUUUUGUAUGUCAAUUAACUACUGUUAAGAAUUGUUAAAUAGAGCUGUAAAAUAUGUUGGCACUAUAAAAAAAAAAAAAACUGUAAAAUACAGACUCAAUUACAAGCCUGUGAGCGCUUUCAUAUAAAACCACACCUAAAGUGUGAAAAUUAUAACUGCCUGUUUAGAGAAGAAGGCAUCCAAAGAGAUUGCCCAGGUGUAUCCAUAACGAAGCAGCCCAAAACUUUUCUGGAGCUUAUAUUACAGUAAAACCUCGCUUUAUGGCGCUUUGCUUUAUAGUAAUUUUAUAGCUGCAGUCAGAUAGUGAAUCUCUACUUCUUUAAGGUUAGCAAUGGUUGAAUUGUUUUAUUGAUUAUAUUUAUUUUUACAUAGUUUUUUGGUCUAUCAAUAACGUACAUGUAAUAUACAUAUAAUGUAUAAUAGUGUAAGCAUUCAGGACAUACAUACGUACCAGCAAAUGGAAAAAAUCCAGGAUUCACUUCACAGCAAUAUUCACUUCACAGCAGUGGGACCUAACUUGACGUAUUCCUGAAGUAUGCCUGUAUGUGGAAGACAUAGGAAGCCAGGCCUCUCUGUUUUGACUUGGACAUCUUUAAAAGCUAUUCAAUAUUUGCAUUUUCAAAAGAAAACACAAUCCGUUAACGUUUUUGUUCUGUUUUUUAAAAACAGUAAAAAAACAAACUUUCUGUGAAAAGGGAUUUUGAAAACUAUUUUAUUUUUUAAAUGUCCCAUAUCAAAAUUUUGUAUUUAUCGUAAAUAUCUUGUGCCUUCAUAUAUUUAAAUAAUGAGAUAUGAGUUCUCAUGAACUAUUUCUGUCCAAUUUUAGGGUUAUCCGGGAAUAACUGGUGAUUAUGGAGAGAAGGGCAUAAAGGUGAGAUGCUUGGGCAAUAAGCAUAUUCUAAACAUUUUGUCUACAUUAUCAAAAAAUUGCAUUUUCAGAACUAAAAGAAAACCUUAUUGUUAGACUUGUACCCUGAUGUUCUCUCCCAGUAUAACUAUUUUACAUAUGUUAGUUAUGGUACAUUUUUAGAGACUCAGAUAGGAAUGGGAUAAAGGCUGUAACCAGGGAAGAAAAUUGGCCCAGGCAUUUAAAAUCAGAGGUUUCCAGGGUUCCAGAAGGGUGUGUGCUGUAUGUGUGUGUGUUUAGUGGCUCUAAUGGGUGUUUAUAUAUGGUGGUGCUGUAGUGAGUGUAUAGACGCUGUAAUGUCUAGUGUGUGUUUGUUUAGGGGAUUUAGUAUGUGUGUAGGAGGUGCAAUGAAUGUGUGCAUGUGUGUGUGAAUGUGUUUGGUGGGUUUUUAUGAAAAAAAAUAUUACUUUAUUCCCCCUUACCAGCUUCUAACUUUUGGCCAGCAGGGCCACCAUCAGGAAGGUACUACCAGUACAACUGUACGGGACCCAGGCUGCCUGGGGAGACCCGGCCCCUGCAUUCCUAAUGUGCACAUAUAUAUAGCGAUUACCUCUAUAUAUAUAUGUGCCACUGCAGGCUUCCCACUGCCUGUGUAGUGAAGAAGGGCCCAGAAAAUGCAAUCUUCAACUUCUGGCAAUCCUCUUUCCAACUCUUGCAAGCCCACACCGUGGGUAACAAUGGCAAUGCUCCCCGUGGCAUGCAGGUCGGGCUUGCAGGAGUUAGAUAGAGGAUUUUCCAGAAACUGAAGAUUGCAUUUGCUGGACCUCCUCUUUACUAUACAUAUAGCUGGCAGCCUGUACAACCAGGGAGUGUAAUGUUUAAUGUCCCCCGUUACUGUGCAGGGGGUUGGGAGGAAUAAAAUGAAUAACAAUUUUUAAAAAUUUCCCCGUGGAAUACAGCACCUAUCCUAUUCCAUAUAUACACACACACUGCAUCCACUACACACGUUGCAUCCACUACACACACUGCAUCCACUACACACACUGCAUCCACUGCACACAGACUGAAUCCACUACACAAACACACACUGUCUAAGGGGCCACAAAAUGAUGGCAACCCUGCCAGGGAGAGUGGACAUGUUGGAAGAUCUUUGUCUCUACAAAGCACAGUUCUAAAUGGCUUAGCUCAUUGGCUAAGAUCAAUCAGCUGAUGCUCUUAACCAAUGAGCUAGCUCUCCAUUUCUCCUGCUUUGAAGCUUUCAGUUCUCUGUUGGAUAUAUUGGAGUACAGGGGUUGGCAACAUUCGACACGUGUGCCAUGCAUGGCACUCGAGGUGCCUUUGCAUGGCACUCAAGAUUGCUAGAGUCAAACAGCUUCUGGCCUAUCAGAAGUCCCAGUGGGGGUGACAGAUGUCUGCUUGUGCAACCUAAGCGGUGAUUGCAGGUGGUGAGGUGCAAUUCCUUAAUUUAUACAUUGCAACACUUAGAGGAAGUGAACAGGAAUCUGUACUGGAAUAGAGCAACCAGCAGCUGAUAUCACAGCUCCUGUCCUUGACUUUACCUGGCCAGUCCAGUCCCCAGUUGACGCCGGGAAGCAGCCCACACUGCUAGAUAUACACAGAACUGCAGAAGAAGUCUUCCUCACACACAUAGUCCCCACAAACACAGCACCACUGACAAUCCACCCACAUAACCUGACAAGCAGGUGCCAUAACUAGCCCCAUACAUGCACAUACCACCAAACACACAAAGUGACAUAUCAUUGACACACACAAUUCCACAAGUAGCACCCAUACAUAUCCCACAUUCAUAGGUAUACACAAUACCACAAACUACUCAUGAAAAUAUACUGUACAAUAUAACCACCUUCACAUGCACAAAAACAAUGCUACAAAGAAACUGUAGCACCCAUAACUAACACAAGCAGAAUAUGGCAACAUACAAAACUCAAUUUAAAAAAAUGUAAUCAGCAUGCCAAGGGACUUCAAAAUCUUGUUUUGGCACAGUACUACUAAAAGGUUGCCUACCCCUGACAUAGUAUCAAGUAAGCUCUCCAAGUAUAAUGCAACUAACUUAUUGUUUUAACCCUUUUAAGGCUCAAUGAUAUUAAAUAGGAAAUUAUCACUUCCCAGGAUUUUUAAUAUUAUGUUUACUUAAAGGGAAACUAUAGUCACCAGAACAGCUACAGUUUAAUGUAGUUGUUCUGGUCGGUACAGUCAGUCCCUGCAGGCAUUUUCAUUAAACACUGCAAUUUCAGUGAGAGUGUUUACAUUGCUCCCUAGGGACACCUCCAGUGGCAGUCACUCAGAUGGCCUCUAGAGGUGCUUCCUGGGUCAGUGUUGCACAUCAUGUAGCACUGAUGUUCAGCGUCUCCACGCUCUGCAUGGAGACGUUGAACUUUCCCCAUAGAGAUGCAUUUAUUUAAUGCAUCUCUAUGAGGAGAUGCUGAUUGGCCAGUGUGGCAUUUGGUUCCACGCCCACCCCGCCUCAUUGGCUGAGAUUAUAAGAAUUGACAAUCUCAGCCAAUCAAUGCUUUUCCUAUUGUAUAUAUUGUAAUAACACUACAGGGUCAGGAAUACUUGUUUAUUUAGCCUUAUAUUUAACAAAUAUGUAUUUGUGAGAUGUGGAAAAUAAAGUUAAAUAUAGAAAUUCAGACCUUUUUAUUCUGCAACCGAAUGCUUCCAUUUUAGCUCCCUUUCAAUUAAGCUCAAGUUAGCGGUCAUUUUCAACAUUUUAUUCAGUUGUAUAAAUUCCCGAGCGGUUACCCUUCAAUGCUGUCACCAAAGUCUGGUUCCUAAAGUCCCUACACCAGCUAUAUACAGACUUGCGACUUUUAAUUGAACAGCCAUCCCAUUUUGAUAUACAAUUUCUAUGAAAUAAUUAUUUCACCACUGGUCCUUAGUUCGUUAGUUCAGUAAGAAGCAUUAACACAGUCUUUAUCUUUGCAGGGUAUAGAAGGAAGAUCGGGAGAACCUGGGUACCGAGGUACCCCUGGAAAGGAUGUGAGUUAAAAGGAAGCAUUAUGUUUAUAUUGUACCAUAUUCUUUAUUGAUAGAUAUAUAUUUAAAUUCCAAUGAAAUGGCAAACUUGGAAAAGAAGUCACCAUUACCAUUUCAGAAAAAAACAAACUUUUUUUUAAAGGUUUUUAGCAAAACAACGGUUCCCAGAAGAACUUGUGGCUUAGCCGCAGCAAGCCAGAUUGUUAAUGUGAAAGUUCCACUUCCAAUUUAGCAAUAUUCGUUUCAUCCAUUUUUGGAUCGCAGUGAUAACUGAAGUCAAUCAGCUGAAGUGCUCAACCCAUGACUGCUGUCUCGAUAAAGAAGAAAUUGAUAUUGCUGAAGCAAAAGCUGGACUUAAGCAUGAGCUUAAUAGCUAGAAAACGCCAGGUCACAGGUGCCUAACGGACCCUCUGUUUUAGUCAUAAUGCUCAAACUGUUCAAAAACAGUUUGACAAAGAACUUGAUAUAUGUAAAGACCUGUACUUCUGAUAACAGAGUCCUAUUUACUGCUCCUUGUGAGUAAUGUAUUAGAGCUAAAACUGUGCGAUAUACUAUACUAUAUACCAAUGCCCUGUCCAUCACAGGUGAAAUGGUGCCAGAGACAAAGAAUGAGUUUCAAUCCUUCCACAAGGUCACCAAUGUUUAAACCAAAUUAUUAGUUUUCUCUAAACUAGGAAAUGGAUCAAACUAAGACAGGAGAGUUUUGCUAGGCUCAAAAACUCUUUAUAUAUAAGCUUCCUUGAGAUAAUGUAAUCAAAAUGCAUAACGGUAAUGAAAAACAACCACAACGACCACAUUACAGGGCAUUUAUCUGCUCAUGUGUCAUAAAUUAAAAAAUGUCUGGAGAUUAAGCAGUGACCAGAGAUUUGCUCUCUUGCUUCCAGCAGAUCUCCUUGUGGUCAAUAUGAAUAUCAAUAUGAAAGUGCUGGGAAUUAUUAUAUAAAUGAUUGACAGGAUGUCCAUCUGGUGCCUUCAUUUACUGGGAAUUACAGCUGCUUCCCCUGACUAUGUCAUUGUUAUUCCACUUAUUAUGUAUUUCCCCUGUAAUUAGUUGGUUCCAUUUAUAAAACAGAGACAGAAACAAGAUGAAGAACAUUAUAGAAACUAACACAUUUCACUGCUACAAAUAUUUACUAAUAGACAAUGAUGAGAAGAGAAAAAUUAAUAUGCCAAAAUGCACAUGAGAUGUAUUAAGUAUAAAAACUGAUCUGUGUCUGCACUUGGUCCUAAAUUAAAGUGUUUUGUAACGCACAGUGCAAUCCUUGUUCAAUAGUCACAAGGAAGAAUUAUAUUAUUAUAAAUGCAAAUGUACAGAAUAGAUGAAGAACAUUUUCAGGAACACUAGAUGACAUGGAAGUUAAAACUGGGUACUUGUACCUUAAAAUUUAAUCUUAUGUAGGUAAAAAAAAAAAUCAAUGUACAAUACUAUGGUUUAACUUCUAAUCAAAUAAAUAGAAGAUCGCUGUAGCCACAUAUGUGCAAAGUUUGUGUGAUAUAUUUACUACUCUCUUAUUUGGAAAUUUCAGGGACCUGCUGGUGUUGUUGGGUUAGAAGGAUAUGGUGGAGUAAUAGGUUUAAAGGUAUGUAGAUCUUACUGCAGACCAUUGGUGUUGUAAAGUUUUAAAUAAUAAUAAUACUGCAUUUUUUACAUGUAUGCCUGCAUGUAAAAAGAUUAUAUAUUUGUAGUAUGUAUUUAUGAGUAUACAUGUAAAAACUUAAAGUAUACAUUUCACAGGGAGACAAAGGAGAUCAAGGUCCACGUGGUCCACCAGGAAUUGAAGGCAUGCUGGUAUGUUCCAGUAUUUUUAGACAUAUAUUCUGUUCAUUUAUUAAGGCCUGUCAUUUAUUAUGUGAAUGGACAUAUCAUUUAAAUGUACAUUUAUUUUAUUCCAGACUGAGGGGUGAUUUGUUGGCAUUUAAAAGGAGUUUGAGAAAAACGGCACCCUUACACUCAUUGAUCCAUAACCUGCAGGGAUUAUGGUGUCUAACUGGAGGGUUCCUUAAACAUUUUUUUAUUUACUGCCUUCGCUAUCCUUUUAUAAAUCUUUACACUACUUUUCUGUAUCACUUUAGAUGAAAUUUAAAAGCCUUCUAAUAAAAACCGGACUCCAAGUAGACGUCCGAACUAAUCAGUAAUUAAGAAUCAUGUUGUCCACUCUACCAGAGACGAUAAUCUGUCCUUUCUUCACACCCAGACCCACAUUUCUUCUUUUCAGUAGGGUUGCACACAUUUUAUGGAAUGAUCUCUCAUGUCCAAUCUGAGCCUCCUUAAUUUCCAACCCUGUAAUUAAAACCUAAAAACCCCUUUUUACUGAAGUUUGUCACAUCGUAUUUUAUUUUAUUUUCCUAUUGCAAUCAACCCCUAUCUCUCCUUGAACAAUUUGUCUGUCUAUUAUCUGCUCUAAUCUUUGUUCACAUUCUUACUCCAUUGCUGCCAUAUGUCAUGCACUAGUGUAAAUACUGUGGCAUCUAACCUCUUAGUCAAGAGCUAAAUCUAGAUCUCUGUGCUAAUUUAGUGGCUUCCCUUGCUUAGAAUUAGGACAUCAUUAUUCAUGUGGUCCCAUUCAGUUUAAAAAAUUUUUUUGAUCCAGGUGUUGUGAUCUGAAAAGUGCGUUAAAGUUCUAAAAGUGUGGCAAUCACCAAUGAAACCAGAGGGAAUCAGCGAGCACAUUCUUAUAAUGAUUACUGUACUUUUAGAUCUUUUUAUCAGUACCAUUUUAUAUAUUCUCCCUUUUAUACUUUGCUCUGUUGUUCUAGGGAGCUAAAGGUGCAAAGGGUGAGUCAGGGAUCCCAGGGAGACCAGGACCACAGGGACUGAAAGGUCCAAAGGUGAGUGUAUGACAUCUAUAACAUAGAUUAUGUUAAUAGUAUAGAGGCCACAGCAAGGCACUGAUUUCUUAAAUGUUCAAUUGCAUGCUGAGCAUUUUAUUAUUGCCAUAUAUUUUAUGCUCUUCUAACAUAUUUCCUUCUGUAUGUACAGGGAUCACAAGGUGACACAGGAGACGAUGGUAUAACGGUAAAUAAAAUAGAUAAGACUGCAUUAACAAUGUUGUUCAGUACAUUGACAUCAAACUGCCUUUAUAUGUCUACAUAUAUUUAUCCCAGAAGAAAAAAAAUAAAUUAAAAUAAAUAAAUUAUAAUAAAAAAAAUAAAAUAAUAAUAAUAAUAUUAUAAUUAUAAUGUAUAUAUAAUAUAUGUAACACCUGUGAGUUGAAUGGAUUAGCUCGGCAAAGGAGAAGUGCUCACUAAAACAGAUUUAGACAGAUUUGUGAACAAUAUUUAAGAGAAAUAGGCCUUUUGUGUACAUAGAGAAAGUCUUAGAUCAUUGAGUUCAGCUCAUGAAAAAUGGGGGCAAAACAAAAUUGUUGCAUUUAGAAUUUGUGUGUGUGUGUGUGUGUGUGUGUCUCUCUCUCUCUCCCUCUCUUAUGGACAACAUGUUACUGUUUUAUUUUGCCUUUGCAGGUCUCUGAACAAUAAAGAUAUUACUAGUCUGCUCAGAGUAAAUGAAUGUAACAAAAUGGUUAUAAUUUUUCCUCAAUUUAAUUUGUUUUAAUAGCUGCACGCAAUACAAAUCCCCAUGUUUGCGUAAGCCUUCAGCUGAAUUUCACAAGUCUGAGGCUGUUGCAUUGAGUUUUCCAAGGAUAUUGGAUCUUACAUGAAACCAAAGUGUUGAAAACUCUAUCCCAACAUGUAAUCUAAUGUUUCCAGUAUCAUACAUUCAGCGGGUUCAGAUAUAUAUCAGGUGGUGCUCCUCUACCUACUCGAAAAAAAAUUUGUUUUGUUGCUUGCUCCGUAAUCGAGAGGAUGUUGAAGAGUCAGUAUGUACCUGUCUCACUCUCUUACUUCUACAAUAAAAUAAAAUGCAAUCACUGCAUAGCAAAAUGAAAAAAAUAACAAUGUCAAAAUAUAUCUAAAAAAACAGUUACCUUCACAAUUCACGGGCAAAUUAGUACAUGAGGUUUAGAUGAUCACAGCUAAAUGCUAAACAUUGAAUUAACAAUGUCAUGAUCUUGGCCAUUGGCUGGAGGAUUGCUGUAUACAAAGCAGACUUAUCAGUAAAGAAUGCAGCAUAAAUUAUAUGUAAAAAAAAAAAAAAAUUAUAAAUCCAGAAUGCAAUUUCUUGUCUUAAUUCCAGAAAUAGCACUGGACUGUUUUGGUGUACCUCUCCCAUUUUCAAGACAUUAGGCCCAAUUAACAUUAAGAGAAGAACUAUAUAAAUAUAUAAACAUAAACAGAAUGUAAGAUAAAUGUGUUUAAAACCUUUUAACCCUAUACACUCUGUAUCGAAAGCUGCCAUAAUCGUAACCCUACCACUAAUUGCAGACCCCCUAACCUCACCCUGUCCAUCGAAAUGUUAGUGGUUCUGAAAUGAUUUAAUUAUGAAUUCUAUGACAUCAACAUUUAAAGCUCACAGUUAUGAUUGUGACAUUUUAAAUGUAAACACACAUAUAGCACAUCCUUAACAGAACACUCACUGUCCAAUAAAAAAUAAUAAUAAUACAAAUCAUUGUUUAGUAGAUAUACCCAUAAUAAAAAAAUAUUAUACAUUUACCCAAAUAUUUUUGUUGGGAGUCUAUCUAAAAACUGCUAGGAAAAGCGACAGAAGCCUUUGCACUCUCAGCUCUUUUCUGUGGAUGUCCUCUCUCACUGAGCUGCAUCUGGAAGUCUAUGAAGUAUUUGCGAGGCAGGUGCUCUGAGCAAUGGCCAGCCUCUUGAAUUUAGCUCAACUGAGCUAAACACACCAGGAAGUAACAGGACUGGUUGUAUGAUUUACAGCCAGGGAGUGUAACUAGGUAAAAUUUUAAAAGUGGUGAUUUCUAUUGAAAUCUGUAUUUUCUUAAAAUGAAAACAAGGGAACAAGAGGACACUCUUCAUGCAUAAAGCACUUGAGCAUGCUGAAUUGCUUUAGGGUUUUGGAGUGUCCCUUUGAUGGCAAAAUUACAUACAUUAUUUCUUUAAAACUUGUACAUAAACAUUUGAAGAAGAGCUUUAGUUACAUUUGUGUUUGGUAACAGGAUGAUGAUUGCAAGAAUAAUGCUAAAGAAUUACAAAGAGUAAGGAGAAAACAAACAUGUUUUUUUUUUAAUAUGAAAUAGAAACAUCUCAUCACCGGUUAGGGUUAGAUUGGCUACCUGUUUUCUGUAUUAUUUCCACUAAUGACUAUGUAUAAUAUUAGUUUUGUAUCUUAUUUUACCAUAAAAUAAUAUUUUCAAUGGCAUGAAAUUGUAAUGAUCAGUUUAAACACUUUUCUUGUAGGGAGACAAAGGAAGACAGGGAGUCAAAGGAAAAACUGGAGCUAAGGUAUUUAUCACUUUUUCAGUGCAACAUAUCUAUGUUCUCUUACUUAUGUUGACCAUUUUCUUUUAUAUAAAGAUUUGUAGUUAGUUUCGCUAUACUGGUAGCUAUUCGGCAUAAAGUGGCACUGCAUUUUUUGUAAAUAUGCAAAGACCCCCCCUACUAAAAUGGUGUCACGCAGAGGAGAGAGCACCGACCUCUGGUGUUCUCUCUCCUCUGUCAUUCCACCUCUGUCUUCAUCUAAUGGUGGUUUCCUCUGUCAAGAACUUUAUCACUUUAUUAUUAAAAAAACAGGGUUGAUGAAGACUCCCAUUAGCCCAGAUCCUUCAUGGAUCUUCCAACACAUGUACAAUGAGAUGCCAUAGACUUAGCGAAAGAAUGUGUCUUUGCCAGUAAUGACUGAUGGGAAACAGCAAAAUGUAGCAGUUGAAAAGCCCUUCUUUUUGCCAAGAAUUGGGUUUUACUUAGGAUUAUGUAUUCCAAACUUUAUGUUUAUGUUUUGAUUAUCAAAAUUACUGUGAAAUUCCAACACAGUUUGUGUGAGUUUUAUAUAAUGCCUCUUUAAAUCACAAAUUACACAUUUUGCUUGGUUGUUGGCAUCAAAUGUUCCAAGACACUUUUAUUUUAUUAAAAUCACUAACUUAUUUAGAGUAUGAAAACUCAUAUGCAAUUGUAUAUUGACAACAGCCUUACUGACACCUACCUGAAUACAGAAUUUAAAAAGUUAUGGAAAUUUAGCUAUAAUCACAGCCUGGCCAUUUAACCUUCAUGUUGCAAUGUGGCUUUCUUGGAAUAUUGUGAAUAACUCUGACAGGCUUAUUUACUUGGUUUUUUUUUUUACACCAAACAGUGAACAGUAGUGUAUUGGGAACAUGAGGAUAACAUUUGAAUUCACUUUGAAUUCAAAAUGAAUUCAAAUUGAAUAUCAAAUUUAAGAGCACAACAGCCAAAACUAAAUCAUAGAUGGCUUAGAGAAUAUAUACAGGUUGGUUAUUUUAACUUUUAAAUUUGGAUUUCACUUUAAAUUCUCACUGAAAGGAAAACUAUAGUGUCAGUAAUACAAAAUCUGUUAUCCUGUGGAGAGCCCCUCAAAACCAUGUUUCUCCCCUUUUGGAUCCCUACAGUUACAGACCCAGUGGGAGUUUGGUUUGGACUUUUUUUAGUGGCCAGAUCAGUAGACUUUGGCAAGGUUAUUCACUGAAGUGAGAAUUUCAUAUUUUAGUUUAGUUUUUCCAAUUCAGGUAUUUUGGUCUUAAAUUUGAACUUCACGCCGAAUGCUCACUUUAGUAUGUAACCAUGUACAGUCGGGUCCAUAAAUAUUGGGACAUCGACACAAUUCUCAUCUUUUUGGCUCUAUACACCACCACAAUGGAUUUGAAAUGAAAUGAACAAGAUGUACUUUAACUGCAGACUUUCAGCUUUAAUUUGAGGGUAUUUACAUUCAAAUCAGGUGAACGGUGUAGGAAUUACAACAGUUUGUAUAUGUGCCUCCCACAUUUCAAGGGACCAAAAGUAAUGGGACAAUGUGUGUGUUAUUCCCUCAUUAUCCCAUUUACAAGGAGCAGAUAAAAGGUCCAGAGUUCAUUUCAAGUGUGCUAUUUGCAUUUGGAAUCUGUUGCUGUCAACUCUCAAUAUGAGAUCCAAAGAGCUGUCACUAUCAGUGAAGCAAGCCAUCAUUAGGCUGAAAAAACAAAACAAACCCAUCAGAGAGAUAGCAAAAACAUUAGGUGUGGCCAAAUCAACUGUUUGGAAUAUCCUUAAAAAGAAAGAACGCACCGGUGAGCUCAGCAACACCAAAAGACCCGGAAGACCACGGAAAACAACUGUGGUGGAUGACCGAAGAAUUCUUUCCCUGGUGAAGAAAACACCCUUCACAACAGUUGGCCAGAUCAAGAACACUCUCCAGGAGGUAGGUGUAUGUGUGUCAAAGUCAACAAUAAAGAGAAGACUUCACCAGAGUGAAUACAGAGGGUUCACCACAAGAUGUAAACCAUUGGUGAGCCUCAAAAACAGGAAGGCCAGAUUAGAGUUUGCCAAACAACUUCUAAAAAAGCCUUCACAGUUCUGGAACAACAUCCUAUGGACAGAUGAGACCAAGAUCAACUUGUACCAGAGUGAUGGGAAGAGAAGAGUAUGGAGAAGGAAAGGAACUGCUCAUGAUCCAAAGCAUACCACCUCAUCAGUGAAGCAUGGUGGUGGUAGUGUCAUGGCGUGGGCAUGUACAUCUUGUUCAUUUCAUUUCAAAUCCAUUGUGGUGGUGUAUAGAGCCAAAAAGAUAAGAAUUGUGUCGAUGUCCCAAUAUUUAUAGACCCGACUGUACAUGGUUACAUACUAAAGUGAGCAUUCGGCGUGAAGUUCAAAUUUAAGACCAAAAUAGCUGAAUUAGAAAAACUAAACUAAAAUAUGAAAUUCUCACUUCAGUGAAUAACCCUGCCAAAGUCUACUGAUCUGGCCACUAAAAAAAGUCCAAACCAAACUCCCACUGGGUCUGUAACUGUAGCGAUCCAAAAGGGGAGAAACAUGGUUUUGAGGUGCUCUCCACAGGAUAACUGAUUUUGUAUUACUGACACUAUAGUUUUCCUUUAAGUGAGAAUUUAAAGUGAAAUCCAAAUUUAAAAGUUAAAAUAACCAACCUGUAUAUAUUCUCUAAGCCAUCUAUGCUUUCGUUUUGGCUGCUGUGCUCUUAAAUUUGAUAUUCAAUUUGAAUUCAUUUUGAAUUCAAAGUGAAUUCAAAUGUUAUCGUCAUGUUCCUAAUACACUACUGUUCACUGUUGGUGUAAAAAAAACAAACAAGUAAAUAAGCCUGUCAGAGUUAUUCACAAUAUUCCAAGAAAGCCACAUUGCAACAUGAAGGUUAAAUGGCCAGGCUGUCAUUAUAGCUAAGUUUCCAUAACUUUUUAAAUUCUGUAUUCAGGUAGGUGUCAGUAAGGCUGUUGUCAAUAUAGAGUUUUCAUACUCUAAAUAAGUUAAUGGAACUGGUUCUCUAGUAUUUAUUGAUGAUGUGACUGCUGACAAAAGCAGCAGGAUGAAUUCUGAAGUGUUUCGGGCAAUAUUAUUCAGCCAAAUGCUUCAGAACUCAUUGGACGGCGCUUCACAGUGCAGAUGGAUAAUGCAUACUGCAAAAGCAACCAAAGAGUUUUUUAGGAAAGAAGUGGAAUGUUAUGCAAUGGCCAAGUCAAUCACCUGACCUGAAUCCGAUUGAGCAUGCAUUUCACUUGAUGAAGACAAAACUGAAAGGAAAAUGCCCCAAGAACAAGCAGGAACUGAAGACAGUUGCAGUAGAGGCCUAGCAGAGCAUCACCAGGGAUGAAACCCAGCGUCUAGUGAUGUCUAUGCGUUCCAGACUUCAGGCUUUAACUGACUGCAAAGGGUUUGCAACCAUGUAUUAAAAAGUGAAAGUUUGAUUUAUGACUGUUAAUCUGUCCCAUUACGUUUGGUCCCUUAAAAGGUGGGAGGCACAUAUACAAACUGUUGUAGUUCCUACACUGUUCACCUGAUUUGGAUGUAAAUACCCUCAAAUUAAAGCUGAAAGUCUGCAGUUAAAGCACAUUUGUUUCAUUUCAACAAGAUUAGAAUUAUGUCGAUGUCCCAAUAUUUAUGGACCUGAAUGUAUGUGUUGGGUAGUAUGGCUGGGACUAGUACCUCCAGAUAGGAAGACCAUGUAAAGGUACAACCUUAUCAUCAAGUUAUACCUAAACUAGACAUUGUUUGAUAUUCUCUUUUAAGUGACCUGCAGCUAACCAUGUGCAAUUUGUGAAAUAAUUGAACAGAAAUAAACAUUCGUGACACAAUAUAUAUAUUUAAUAUGCCAAAAGACCUCGUGAAUUUAUUAAAGGUUACUACAAACACAUUACAUAAAUAACCAACAUAAACAUAACAUUCCUACUCAUAAAUUGCAAAGCCAAUCGCUAAACUUCACAGCCUUAACCAUAUAAAAUUUACCAUAUAGUCUAUUUUCCCUCAAAGUAGAACAAUGAUACCCUUGAAAAUACACAAUGGAAAUAACAUAUUGAAAUAACACAUAGUUUAUUCCAUUUUGCUAUGAAUAAAAAAUAGCAAUGCAUAAUCAAAUAUAUAAUAAAUAAAGGUAGGGUAGGUGGGCACAGCGAUUAAGCUCUAUACCGCAGUCACCUCUUCCAAGCUUUAUGGAAAAGGCAGGCAAGCUGCGCAACACAUCUUCUUAAAUACCCCAAUUUCAAGUAGUUUUAGCGGCCAGUGACGCACAGGGCCAUAAAUGGUGUAUUUGAAUGUACAUUGGCAGUAGUAUUUGUGUUCUAUGAUUAUUACAAGGGAUACUAUACAUAUACCACAUAACAAAGAUUUACAUAAAUAUGAAACUGGGAAUUUUUGAUAGUUUUGUUUUAGUUCCAGUUUACUAAUAAACUGCAAGUAACUUCAUAAUGGAACCUGGCCACAUCUAACACAUCUGAUGAUCUCUUUAAUUUGGCAAUCGCAUCCUCAGUCUAUAAUAAACUUGUCUCUGGCUCUCUCAUGCCAAUCUCUCACUGUUUCUUCAUUACUCACCCUCACACUCCUCACUUUGCAUCCUUCAAUUUGCUUUCAUAAAUCUCUCACAAAUAUACUAACCACAUCUGGAAAAUAUAUAUUGUAUGUUUAAUACCCAUUAUUAAUUCCAUGAUUUAACAGUAAAAUAAAUUAAAAAAAAAAAUCUGCUCCUGUGCUAGAAUUCCCAACAAAAAUGAGCUAAACCCAAUUAAUGUCUCAUAUAUGCAUAUUAUACACCUAAUACAAUUGCUUCAGAUUAUGAAAUAUUCUAUUCUUGAGAAUAAAAACCCUGGUUGUAUUUGGUUUGACAUGAACACCCCACAUACACAGACAUAGGUGUGCUAAAGCCACUCUCAGCUUAAUGUUAAUUUCUUCUACAUUUUCCCAGCCUACAUCCCUUAUUUUAUGUAUUUCCUAAACACCAAGAAAAUGUGCAGGAUUCAUUAUUUGUUAAUUAUAGGUAAUAAUGAGUUACACAUGUUUACCAAAAAUAAUAUUUUCUUGGCUUCACCACCUGUUUUCUUCAGACUCAUUGGGUAGGAAACUUCGUAGCAGAUGAUAAAAUGAAAUAUUCAGCAAUUCCACUCAAAAAUAUAUUAUAAAAAUGAUAUUAUUAUUGGUACAUAUGCAAUAAGAAAUACAUUGUUUCUGUUCUGUUACAAGAAAUUCUCCAGGCACUCAAGUUGUUAAAGCUGCAGGCAGCUUUAACAGAACAAGAGGAGCAGCAACGUUUCGACCUGCUGAGAGGUCUUUGUUAAGCUCAAGCUCAAGCUUGAUAGAGACCUCUUAGCAGGUCAAAACGUUGCUGCUCCUUUUGUUCUAUUUAAACUGCCUGCGGCUUUAACACUUUGAGUGCCUGGAGAAUUUCUUGUGCUGCUUUGUUGUUGUGGGAUUGCUGGUCCUGCUCCAGAGCAGCGGGUGGCUGUUGAGAUUGAGUACGGCUCCUAUUACCAUUUUUGCAAUAUAGUAUUUUACAUGUCAGCAAGCAUAACCAAGUCACAAUUAAUUAUUUUUGUUUGACUGAAAACAGGGUGAUGUCGGUAACACUGGAGACAAAGGAUCAGUAAGUGAAUUACAUUUAUUUAUCUCAAGAAAAAAUUGUCAAAUGUUGUAGUUCAAAUGUCUGUAAACCAUAAAAUUAAAACAUUUAUUUCAAGUAAUUUUAUUCUAUAACCACAUCUGUGAGAAGCAGCUUUACAAAAGUAGAAACCUCAAUCUGCUGGUUCUGUGGAUUGAGGCUGUGUAUAUAGUAGUCCAACAUAGGCACAAGCUAGACCUCUAUUAUUUAUAAAAAUAAUGGUGAGAUAUUUUUAAUGUAAAAAGUCCAAGUGAAGGUUGUAAUCAACUUCCAUAGCAUUGUACUGAUAUCAAUAGAAACAUGUCUGGAGGACACCAGAAAUACAACCAACAACAGGAGAUGAAAAUUCUAAAAGGAAGUAAUGAGUUAGAUGGAGGGAAGGAGGUUGGAAACAGAGGGGAACGCAGGUUGGUCAUGAGAGAUAUAGUAACUAUCAGAGCAAGAAUAAAACCUAAGAUGAGGUAAGAAGUGAGCACAAAUGAAACUGAGAAGGAGAAGAAGCAUAAGGAUCUGAGAUGGUGGAGGUGAUGUAAGGAAUGUCAAUAGACAGGACAUAGAAAACUUACAUUGAAGAAAUAUUGCAAAAUAUUGUAAUGAAUUUAAUAUUGUAUUGGGUAUGAUCACUUACUCCACUGAAGGUGGGUCCUAUGCUUUCAUCUGCUCUAGUUCACAGACCUAUGGGUUUUGUUAUAGACCAGUGAUUCCAAAACCAGUCCUCAUGACUCACCAACAAACCAGGGUUUAUGUAUUUCCCUGUUUUUUUUCCAAUGGAGAUACUGACAAAGCCUGAACUGUCGGUGGAUUUUGGGGACUGGUUUGGGAAACACUGGUAUAUACCAGUGUCAAGUUAACCUGGCCUACUGUUUACAUGACUGCUAGGAUCACCCAUGUCAUCAUCUACCUGUGAGGUAUUUGGGCUUAUUUCCUGAAGCUAUUUACACAUACUUAAUAGUAACAUUUUUUUUUUAGUAGAAAUAAAAUAAUUUAGGGCUUUAUCAAUAACCUGUAAAUUGUGCAGAGUCGAUGAGGAAAUUGUAAGAGGCCACAGGUAGUCACACUGGAAAAAUUCCCCUACUUUUGUUUUCCAUCUCGGUGUGAAACAUACAAUUCUCUUGUCACUUCUCCAGAAUUCCUAGUUUGUCGUAUAAACAUUUUUAAGUAAGUGUUAUCAUUUGGUAAAGGAAACCAGUGGGGAUGUAAUAGUGAGUAGUGUGUCAUACGAGCACACAUCCCUAAAAAAGCAAACUGAGAAUAUUUAUACUUACGAUUCUGGCACAUAAUAUAAAUUUAGAGGUAUAGGUAACGACAAAUAAAGAAACUAAUAGUGUAAUACGUAAAAUAUGGUGGAGUUAAAAGGAACACUCAAAAUGUUGUGUGUAUGUUUUUGUGGUCUUUGGUGUCGGGAGGUGGAGUUAGGGUUCAGUUUUUUUGAGACACAAAAAUAUGGUUAGGUUAUCUUGUGAAGGAGAGCGUAGAUGUCUGUAUGUUGCAAGAAACACAUUGAGCCAGGGUGAUAAGUUGAACUUGGGAGGCAAGAGAUACCUAACUAUUGUCUACACUUCAAUUAGUGUAAGGAAAAAGAGAGGUGCUGCUAUAGUAGUUUAAAACAAUGUUAAUUGGGAGAUUCUUUACCAAGAGUUAGAUCCAGAAGGGAGAUGUAUGAUUUUAGUAUGUAAUAUUAGCGAUGUGAAAUAUACUUUAGUUAAUAUAUACCUCCUUAAUGUUGCCCCAGUACCAAUAAAAUUAAAUAAAAUGCUAGAAAAGGUCGAGGUCAAAACAUAUUUAUAUAUUAUGGCUGGUGACUUUAAUUGUGUCCUCGACCCUGUGAUGGACAAGACACUCUUAAAGGGGAGUGUUGUAAAUAAUAAAGUAAUUAAUAUUCUAAAUCAUUACCUAACACUCUAAAUAACUUCAAUCUUUUUGACGUCUGGCGAGUUCUUAAUCCAGAGAUUAUACGCACCUGUCUAGAGUACAUUUUAUAUACUCUAGAAUGUAUAUGGUCUGGAGUAACCUGAAUCUGGUCGAAAAUUUGAAGAACAUAAAAAUCUUGACUAUACAUAGUUGGACCACAGCAUGAUCCUUUUUGAUAUAAAAGAUAGUUUUCCAAUAAAAAAAUAGAACUAUGUGGAAAUUAAAUAACUUCCUGUUGCAUAAUAAAAACAACAAGAUAAAUGAGAAAGGUUAGUUAAAUGCUAUUUCAAAGAGAAUGACCCUUCCGACACAUCAUUUUUUACUACGUGGUGUGCAGUUCUGAGAGGAUAUUUUAUUAAAUUGAUGGUGCCUGCUAAUGUCUAGCCUGAACAAACCGAUGUACGCUGUCGCAGCGCACUAAGCCCCUCGCAGUUAUAUCUUAUGCCAGAACACGUAAUGGGUUGCCCUAUAAUGGUUGCUCACCCACUCAUGGUCGUAUGUGGCUCUGCUUACAUAUAGUGCAGCCCCACCUUAAGCCUUAAUCUAACCUGAGUUAAACCACUGCUACACGUUUAAGACUUGUUCUUAUGCAAAAUCUGAAAUUGUUCAUGCCAAUAUCUAGUCUGCACGUUAUUGAACUGUCUGAAAUCUUCUGUUUAGAAAUAUGACUCUUGCCUUGACAUACUCUCUUCAUAUUUAGCAUGAUAAUAUAACAUACAAUUGUGCUGUUUAAUCGCAUGCCAUGUCAAUCUACUGUUCAUGAUAAGCCUGCGAUUGCUGUUGUGGUGCUGCAAGAUCAAAUGUUGUUUGUUUUCACAUGCACAAGAAAAAUAAAGAAUAAAAAAAAUAAACACCGACGUCAGAUUGGUUGCAUCCAUCUUAGCUAAACGUCUUAAAGACUUAAUCGGGAAAUUAUUUCAUAUGGACCAAAUUGGAUUUAUACCCAGUAGAUGGUCAUGUUUUAAUACAAGAAGAGUAAUAAGCAUCCUUGAUAGCUCUAAAAGGAAAAAUACACCGCUCCUAGCUAUAGCAGUUGAUGCCGAGAAAUUUCAUUUCAUUAGUUAAACUGGAAAUUUCUUGAAUGUGUAUUAUUGUCCUAUAAUAGCAAUGGUUGGCUGUUAAAUGCAAUUAAGGCAUUGUAGAAACAAAACCUACAGCCAGAACGGCUGGGCCAAAUGUUUGCUCUGAUUGGUUUACAAUAAAUAAUGGUGACAGACAGGGUUGCCCACUGUCACCAUUGUUAUACAUACUCUCAGUUAAAUUGUUAGCUUCAAACAUUUGAAGUAACUAUAAAAUCCGUGGGUUUAAGAUAGUGAAUUAAAAAUCUGCUUGUAUGCAGAUGACAUUCUGUUUGCAAUAAGUGAUCUUUUAAUUUUAUGAUUUGAGAAUUUAAUGACUACAGCCUGGUAGCUAAUUAUAAACUGAUGAUGACACACAAGAUGAGAUCAGCAAGAAACAUAAAUUCAUAUGGGCCAGAAAAAAGUUUAACUAUUUGGGAAUUUGGAUCACCAAAAACCUAGAUAGAUUGAUGUAGGUUAACUUAAUUAACCUUCUGAAAAUAGAAAACCAAUUAUUCAUAUUGGAGACACCUACAGAUAACCUGGUGUGGCAGAAUUCACAUUGUGAAUUCAUAUCUUAUACCAAAAUGGAACUAUCUUUUUUAAAUUGUACUAUUGUAAGUCCAAGAUAGCUGGUUAACUCUCAUAAAGAACAACACUGAAACCUUCAUUGGUAGAGCAAAAAAACAUAGGAUAAACAGGGUAGCCUUAUGUCUUAAACCUAAAUACAGUGGUCUAAAUUUCCCAAUGUGAGAUUUUACUACCUGACCAAUAUAAUAGCCUAUGUCUACAGAACUCAGUUACAAACAAGCUCCGCUGAGGGUUGGUACAAAAUUAAAACAGAGGCAUAGGGCUUAAAAGACUCCACUUGUCUUAUCUGGAAAAAAAAAUAUUAAAACAAUGGGAGUUCCUAUUGUCAAUAAUAAAAUACUGGACCAAGCUCUUUCAGUUUGGGAAGAAAUUAAAAGGAGACUAGGGAUACAAUAUGCUGUUUUAGACAACAUAAACGACUAAUCAUUAACUAGAUGGGGUAAUCUAUAAUUUGGCCCAACAAUUUGUAUAUGCCCACCCAGGAUCCUUUGCGGUUGUAACAUCACUGCAAAUUUGUGAUUUCUGUGGCAAAAGCAAGUCUUAUGGCUUGACUGGUAUGCAGAUUUUUGUUUAACAUCGUAUUAACUAUCCAAAGACUCCAGGUGGAAGGGGUUUUCAAUCACAUUUUUUCCCCACCAUAACCUUUUUGUUUUUUGCUUCCCAAGCACUACCAAGCCUCAAUAGCAAACCAGUAACCAACCUCAUGCUGAUGAUUUGCAUUAACAACGAAACAGCUGUCCAUGAGUGGUUCACUGGCUUUUCAUCUUUUCCUAAGUUGUGUUUUAAAGCUGUUGCAUACAGCAAACACAGACUCAAAGGAAUCCAUGUUUAAAAUGGAAUGAGGCAAAAAAUGUGAUUCUUUGUUGAACUAAUUUGCAUACGCCCACCCAGAAUCCUUUGCUGUAGUAACAUCACUGCAAAUGUGUGAUUUCUGUGGGGAAAGCAAGUCUUAUGGCUUCACUGGUGUGCAUAUUUUUGUUUAACAUUGUAUUAUCUAUCCUUCUUAUAUGGUUACAUAUAAAACUCAAUAAAGAAUAAAAAAGGAAAAAAAAAUUAUACACUCACACUUUUUAGGAGCUUAAUUUCAGCUCCAACUUGAGCACAUGGGCGCAUUUAUCCCUGCCUACGGAUAUAGUGAAGUACAGGUUCUGCACGCAUUCCUCAUAGUGAUGGGUAUUCUCUUUUGUUUUAGAGUGUAGUAGAACUUAGUGCCGUAGGUUGCUGGAAAAAUAAAUAAAGUCACUGAGGGGAGGCAUUGAUUGCUGAACACUUAAAAAAGUAGAUAUCCCAAUCUCCACAACUUACUGAAGAAAUACCCAAGUGGAGAGCAAAAGAGGUUUUGCUCAAUUCGUAUGACGUAGGAGGUAUAAUCCCCACCAUGGAAUUUGCUUGUACAAUCUUUCUCAAAGUGUUGAAGGCAUGUAUAAGACCUCUGUAGCAAACUGUUUGAGAAGAACUUAUUGAUAACUAUUUUAUGCAGCUUUUUGUCCAUACACAGAUUUUUGCAUAUAUUGGUUUCAACUACAUACUUUAUACUUUUCAAAACUAGGUUAUUCCUUUCAUUUUCUGGUUUCAAUGCCAUUUAACUCACCUAAGAUGGCAUACUGUAUAUAAUAUAUCAAGGGGUAAAAUGGUGGGUUCAAUGAUGCAAUAUAUUUAAAUAUCUUUAUUUUGAACAUUACAAAGAUAAGAACAAGGGAAUUGCAGUUAGAUGACCAUGCCUGGCAUGACUAUAAGCAGGGAUACAUAAUGCUUUAGUCAACACCUAAAAUUGGCCUAUAUGGGCCAGAAGAGGUGAUUCACAUUAGGCACCAGGUCACUACCCACAAAAAAUUGUUCUGCAUUUUCCAGUGCAAAAAAAACCCCAUGCUGACACUGAAUAGCCUUAUGAAGACAUGUUUUGCAGAAUUCUAGUAUAUAUUUUACACAAAGUACACAAUUUACACAAUGCUGAUCCUGGUCAAACUGGUCAAUGAACCACUGCCUUAGACCAGUGUUAGAACAAACCAUAAUAGUUUACAAUAGUCUAUAUGGCAUUCCUUUUUAAAGCUUUAUUUGUUAUACUUUACUUUUGUAUCAAUAGUGGUUAUGAUGGCUAUGUUUGGACAAGUCCUCAAAAAGAGUAUUAUUAAAAUAUGUAAACUUCAUUAUAUCAAGGUAUUUUCAACUUUACCUUUUACAUACAGCGUGGAAAACGAGGCUCUCCAGGUAUAUUGGGCCCGAUUGGGAGAACAGGUGUCCCUGGAUCACCAGGACCAAGGGGUUAUCGCGGCCCAGUUGGAGAUAGAGGAGAAAGAGGUCCUCCUGGAUCUCCUGGACUUACUGGUCCUGUGGUAAGGAGACCUUAGAGGUCAUCUUUUUCUUAAUUUGUAACAGUCAAUGUUGUUUGUUAAUCUAUUUAUUUAUUUAUUUUUUACUACAAAAACAUCUUACAAAUGAAAUAUCUUUGUAUGAUACAAUGUGGCACAUCAUCAGUAAUACAAUAUUAAAAUGCAUUACUUACUAUAUUGCACAUUUUAUAUUUUACAUAUCAUGCUUUAACUUGUAAACCAUUGUCUGUAGGUUAUCAUUCAUUAAGAUAUACACAUACUUUACUUGUCUUUUUGUAUUCAUUUCAUAUAUUAUGCUACUGAAGAUAUUGCUAUAAUUAAUUUCCUUUCUAGCAACAAUUUUACAAAAUACAGAUAGGGGUAAUUUAUUUUACUUGUUAUCUGUGUGUUCUUAUCUGCAAUCUGUAACUUUAAUGUGUAGCUUUUUUCUGUAAUGAGUAGCUCUUUCAAUGUUAUGGUUUGUUGGUUAUCAUUUUAUUACAUUUUAGUGGAACCAUAGCAAUGUAGGUAAAGUAAUGGGUUUCUCCAAACACAUACAAACUGUUGUUUGGAUGAUGAAAGAUCUCAGAUGUGAAGCUUGUGGUGUAUUACCAAACUCUAUAAAUUAUUAUGUACGCAUACACAUAUAAACUCUGGUCCGUCUACUUUAACAAAUAUUUAUUCCGAGACAAAACAACAACAACAUACAAAUAAUGACACACAAUCUAACUAACUAUACCACCAACAACAGCAACAACAACCUAACUAACAAUAACAACUACAUCUUAUAAAAUCACCAGAUCCCACUCACAGUUCACCAUGAUAGAAAUUAGGCCAUGUCUGCUUAAGGGACUGCUCAGUAGCACAGCCAAGAAGGAACAGGGAGGAAUGGAGAUAGGGGGAAGUGGUUACCUCUUUCCUGACUUGUAAAGGUAUUGAAUUACUCAAUUACAAUAUCAAAAGGUAAAGCUUAUCCCACUGCAUGAGCUUGGUCACAUGAUCCCUGGUCACCAUAUUAGUUUGAUGACAGAAUGUUUAUAGCCCAAGAAACUCUUGAAAUAAUAAAAACAUUUUUUAAUCAAAGUUGUCAACUUGUGUUUUUCCCAUUCCACAGAUAUUGUAGUUUCAAUUUUCUAUAUUCCUGCAAUCUCACUUAGAAUGUAAUGGAUACCCAGGCAAUUAAACUAUAUAAUCCAUUUAUUGAGUGAUAUAUCAUAAGAAUCCUAAGGUCCAGAUUAGUAAAUGUUUUAGCGAUUUUUAAUGACCCACACACUGUAUACUGACAGAAAAUCUUCUGACAUCAGGACUUUCAAAGAAAGCUCUGUAGGCAGCUCCUUGAUGUUCAUCUACUGUACUGCACUCACUCACACUUCACGGUGGAAGCCAUCUUAUUAGAGAUACAAUCGAUUUAAUCAAUGCAUUGGAUGCAAUGUUAUUAGCACAAUGUAUGACUUUAUGAAAUUUGUAUGCCUAUAUUGAUGUAACUGAAUGUUAAUGUUUGUGUUAGAGAUGAAUCUUGCAAAGUUGUUUUUUUUCAGAGCUUCACCAAGUUGAAGUAAAAAUAAACAGACACUUUACAUUUGUUUUUAGAUAGACAGACUAAUAAAUUGUCAUUUGUAUUUUAUGGAAAAAUAUGCUUUAUAUCCUUCACCUAGGGUCCAGAUUUGUCAGAUCAAAUAGUGUAUGAGCUGUGUCGUAAGGUGGUUAUACAGAGUGUGUCCCAAUAUGCCGCCAGCAUUAGAGGGAAGUGUGCUACGGCAUGUCCGACAGCCAACGUGUCAUUAAUAGGACCGCCUGGACCUACAGGAGUACCAGGAAAAGCAGGAAAGAAGGUAAGUGUUUGGCAUACAUAAAAUAAUACAGUUAUUUUGUGCUAGCGGUGUUUUCUAUAUUAUUUGACAUUUCCAUUAGCAAGUCUAGAAUUACAUUCUAAGCUCUGCAUGACUUGAAAAUUAUCGGCAUCCUAAAAAUCCACAUUUGAAGGGAUUCUAUAGGUAUCAAAACAACUUUGGAUUUUUUAAGUAGUUUUGGUGUAUAGCUUAUGCUGCUGCAGUCUCACUGCUCAAUUCUCUGCAAUUUAGGAGUUAAAUCACUUAUGUUUAUGCAGCCCUAGCCACACCUGUCCCAGCUGUGACUCAUGCAGCCUGCAUUAAAAAAAUAAAAAAAUAAAAAUUCAAUCAGAUUUUAAAGGAACACUAUAGUCACCUAAAUUACUUUAGCUAAAUAAAGCAGUUUUAGUGUAUAGAUCAUUGCCUUGCAAUUUCACUGCUCAAUUCACUGUCAUUUAGGAGUUAAAUAACUUUGUUUCUGUUUAUGCAACCCUAGCCACACCUCCCCUAGCUAUGACUGACAGAGCCUGCAUGAAAAAAAAAACUGGUUUCACUUUCAAACAGAUGUAAUUUACCUUAAAUAAUUGUAUCUCAAUCUCUAAAUUGAACUUUAAUCACAUACAGGAGGCUCUUGCAGGGUCUAGCAAGCUAUUAACAUAGCAGGGGAUAAGAAAAUCUUAAUUAAACAGAACUUGCAAUAAAGAAAGCCUAAAUAGGGCUCUCUUUACAGGAAGUGUUUAUGGAAGGCUGUGCAAGUCACAUGCAGGGAGGUGUGACUAGGGUUCAUAAACAAAGGGAUUUAACUCCGAAAUGGCAGAGGAUUGAGCAGUGAGGCUGCAGGGCAUUUUCUAUACACCAAAACGGCCUCAUUAAGCUAAAGUUGUUCAGGUGACUAUAGUGUCCCUUUAAGUUACUUUAGUUUUUAUCUUCUGCUCUGUAAAUUGAACUGUAAACACAUAUAGGAGUUUCCUGCAGGGUCUAGCAAGCUAUUAACAGAGCAGGAGAUAAGAAAUUCUAAAUUAAACUGCAUGUGCAAUAAAGGAAGUUUAAACACUAGAUCUCUCUUUAAAGGAAGUGUUUAGGAAGGCUGUGCAAGUCACAUGAAGGGAGGUGUAAACAAAGUGAUUUAACUCCUAAAUGGCAGAGAAUUGAGCAAUGAGACUGCAGGGGCAUGGUCUAUACACCAAAUGUAAUUAAUUAAGCUAAAGUUGUUUUGGUGCCUAUAGUGUUCCUUUAAUAUAUAAAAUACAUAUUAGAUGGGGCAUGGAUUUGAAGCACAUAAGGAAAAAUUGGUCUAGAAACACAGUGAAUAUGAAAAUUGCUAUGGUUGGAGCUAAAAGCAAGCCUUGCCCAUUUGCCACUAGAGUAGUAUGUCCCUCAUUGUCUGCGAAUGCUAUGGACAGAAUAUGUUAGAAUGGUUAUCUUGCUAUAUACACAAUAAUAAUAGUGUGCUUUGUUUUUAAAUGAAGAGGUUAGCAGUGGAAUAACAUGUAGCAUUUUGAAAUAUCUCGAGUUGACUUUAGGCUUUUUAAUAAAUCCCCAAAGCACAUUCAUUUAAAGCGAAGUAUAAUAACACAAAUAGUGUUCCAGAGAAAACACAUUUAGCAAACUAAACACCAUUUGUUAUGAUUGAUACUAUCUUUAUUUCCUGAGUAUUUAUAAGUAUAUCAAUGCAACAAGGCAUUGUAUGUAAAAUUCUUUAUAGAGAUUAUCUUGUCAGUGUUUUUACAGGGCUCUUCCACCAAUUUUCCUCACACCAUGAUAAUCUUUCUGAUAUCACAUGCAUUUUGUAUUCAAGGUGUUUAAAAGAAAUUCACAAUCAGUUUUUAACUUUCAUACAUUUGUUCAUACUCCCUAGUACAAACAUUAACGGCUGUUAUUCUGGCCCAUUUCAGGUAAAAUAGUUCCUAUAUUUAUUGCCUGAUUUUAAUAUUCAAUCAUUUUUAACAGGGAAAACCAGGUGCAGCUGGGUCCAAUGGCAUCCGAGGCCCAAGAGGUCCUCUUGGUGUUUCUGGAGCCAAAGGAGCUGAUGGAGACAAAGGUAAGUCUGCAACUGCAAGAUCAGCUUCUUUUUUUUGUGCAUCUUCUAGUUCAUCAUAAAUUUUAAUCGUAUGUGUCUGCAGGUAACAGAGGAGAGAAAGGAAAUAUAGGAGACCCAGGAACUGGACUUCCAGGACCAGAUGGAGUUCAAGGACCUACAGGUUAGUACCAAUAUACUGUGUUGUCCUUUAGAACAGAUUAAUCCCAAUUCAACAGACAUUCAUGUUUAUGUGAUACAUCAUUCUGAGUUUUGGGGAGUUAAUAAUGCCAGCUUAUGGUAAAAGUGAAUCUCUCAUGACAUGUUCACUUUAACAUAAAUAAUCCCAAUAUGCAUUGAAUACAUAAUAUACUACAGAGAUACAUGCUGUAUUCAAAUAUAAUGCUUAGAGAUAUUCGAUAACUAUACCUCUAACCCAACACUGCCAUGUCCUCCUGUUUGUGAGCGUCACUCCUCUGUAAACACCCACCCUGCUCCGCUAUUCUCUUCUUUGAAGUGUCCCCAAGCAGAGCAAACCUCCUUUGUGAUGUCAACAAGCUGGUUUCAUUGCCAACAUAGUGAUUUUCUAAACUGAUUAACGUAAGCCACACCAUUCCCGUACUUUUUAGCAAGCAGCUAGGGAGCUACUGUAGCAACCACAGUGCAUGUAUCUCAUCAUCAUCUUUAUUUUAAAUGCACAAACCAUGUCCGUCAUGAAAGGGGACAUUAGAGCAUUUUACUUGUAGAUUUUAAAACAAAAAUCAUAAGCCAUGUAUUGAUUGGAUAAGGGAAAGGCACAUUGAUUUUGGCUUAUAAGAUAGCAAGUUGAAAAGAUGUCAAAAGUCCAAAGCAUGUGAGUGAGUUUCAUAGCAGUCCCCCUAGCUCCUUGUUGGGGGUUCUCAUUUUAAUCCAGUAUAUUACAUGCUACAUAAGAAUUGGCUUUUUGUUCUUAGGCUGCAUUCACUGGUACUCAGUCUGCUGAAGCUGAGGCCUGAUGUGACGUGUACGAGAAAUGCACCUUGGAUACUCUUAGUCCAGAACACAGAGAUCUUUCUAAUGUUACCAAGUCAGUCACCUUUACAUUCCACCUUGAAGAGUGAUGUAUAUUGCAGACAAAUGCUUGCCAUAUUCAAUUAAGUUUAUUUAUUUGGUCAUUUUUUUUUUACAUAUGUCUCAACAUGUGCUUAGUGUUUAAUGGUGAGCAGUGAAUUGAGUCUUGUGAAAAGUUUUAUUUUCGCACAGUGUCUAGGUUAGGUGAAAAACAAGAAAUGGAAAAUGUGACCAUGGAAACUUCAUCACUUUAACCCAGCACUGAUUUCUGUCAUUUUGACAUAUCCUGUUAUAUUGCAUACUUUAAGAAAACAUAUACUCUACAUCUCAAGGUGGAUUUUUUUAUUUCCUUUUUCAAUUGACUAACUUUACAGAUUUAACCAUUUACUUUACCUUACUUUAGGAUAUCCAGGGUACCCAGGGGUUGCCAAGGAUGGAGCAAAUGGACCUCAGGGGCCUCCGGGUUACAGUGGUCCACCAGGUCAACAGGGGCUGCCAGGUCAAGCAGGGGUUCCAGGAUUCUGUGAAGCCAGAGACUGUGGCAUCAAUGCUCCCUCGAUGUUGAGUGAACAGGGUCUUUUUUCCAAGAAACUGUUCUGAGAAAUUGCAACACAUACCUCAAAGAGAAGAUGAUAAUACAGAGUGUUUGUGGACUUUGAUAGACUAACACCUGAGGAUGAAAUCUGUAGACAUUCAGGUGCAAGAUGAGAUACACAUGUUCUGUUCUGAGGAACAAGCCUACAUUUCUGCAGUCUUGCACACAGUUAAAGGGAAAUUAUCAACCAAUAAAACCCAGAACUGUUUGUAACUCAUUCCUAUUGAAGGUAAUUUUAUGCAUAAAUCUUGUCAGCUGCCUGCCACAAAUUAGAGCGGAUGGCUAUUUUCGUGCCCAAAAUAAAAUAAACCAGCUUGUUAUGAGAUACAUAGGACUCCAUUGGAGGCUUCUGGCAAAAUUGAAUUGCAAUUGUAGUCAGCAGUGUCAUUUCUUAAAUGGCAAGACAAGCUCAAGUAGGGACUGCCUUUCUUUUUACUCCAUCACGCUAUCAAUAGCACAAAAUAAAGAUUGUUAGCACCAAUACUGGUCAUUUUAUCGAACAGAUCAUUUAGCCUAUAUACAGAACUCUUUGACCAGUUCCACUAAUAUGAAAACUAGACAGCAGGUAUAGAAAAAUACUCAAACACUUGUUAUUUAAUUAAAAAUGUAAAAAAAUAGCUUGAUGUUAAUUAAUAAUGUUGUAUUUUGACCUAAAAGAAUAAUAAAAAAUGGAUCUUGAUAACCGAAUGUACAGGAAUGCUGGGUACUAUAAUGAGUUGAGAUAUGUGAGCAAGCUGUGCAUGCAUGCUCUUAUCGAGGCCUAGAGCAAACGUUGAUCUUAGGGAAGAUAUAGAUCAGGGUGUCACAUGGUGCACUUACAAAGCCACAAGAAGAAACAUUGCCACUUCUGAUGUAUUUGUCUUUGUUCUUUGUGAAUGAAAAACUGUCAGGGCUAUUUUAUAAUGUGGGAAUUGAUAUAAAUUCAAUGUGAAUUCGAAGUGAAUUAAAAUUUGAAGGCAAAUAUAGUCAAACUGUAAAAAGCUCCUAGUCAGCUUGCUAUGCUUCUACUUCAGGAACUUUGACCUUAAAUCUGAAAUCCACUUUUUUCACUUUAGUAAAUAAUACUGUGUGACUUUUUUUUGUGUAUUUUGUGUUGUGAAACAUCUACAAGCAAAAGCAUGGUUUUGAGUUUGUGCAAAACAUUAUCAUGGGGUUUAGAUGAACUGAGUUUAUGGUCUGAAAUUGGGUGGUAAAUUUUACUUACAAGCUAGUGGCUGGUUAAGUGGUUUGCUAGAUCUUGUCAAACCAUAGAACAUUGUUACUCUAGAGAUCUGCUGGUAGACAUUUAUUUUUAUAGCAGUAAAAGGAAGUGCUCAUUGUAAUCAUUGUUUGAUAAUAGGUAGUAGAUGCAAAGUCUGAGUAUUAUACUUCACAACUCUUAGUUAAGUCCCUCACAAACUUUGCCAGACACAAAUUGUACAAAACAAAGAAAAAUCAUCUGUCUCAGGACAACAGUGUGCUCUAUGAUUCAGAGAUUUCAUAACAAAGCUUGCAGGUACUGUAUAUACAUGUGCUGUAGUUUACAGAUGUUACAUUAGUGGGGUACUGCAACUCAACUACAACGACUCUUAUUAUAUGGUAAUAUGUCUGCAUUUAUAUGCCAAUAGUGGCAGAAAUUGCUGGUGUCCAAUAUUGUCACAACCUAUUGCACUAUAUUGCAAAAUAUAUAUGGAUGGGAUGCUGUACAAAAAUAAUAGCUCAAAGUUGUUACUGUAUAACAGUUGCACACACAUUGAAAAUUUAUAUUAAAGAAGGAUUUCCCUAUUCAUGAAAUGUGCUGUUAUGUAUGCACAUAAAAACUAUAAAUUAUAGACCUUGAUUUUUUUUGGGCCUGGUGACAUUGUAGUUAUUUCUCUCCAUUCGCAUUGGUAUGCCUUAUAAAGCAUUUGCUCCUUUUAAUCACAUUUACUAUUUUUUUACAUACCGAGUAGGUAGACCAAAAUGUCUGUAGACUCCACGUUAUUGCAGUUGGAAGUUUGUGUUGGCAUGUUAACCUUGGUUAUGACCAUUCAUUAAACCAUUUCCUGUCAUACCAUAUAAUCUCUAUUUUUUUUUAAAUAUACUUUUCUACUUUAUAGGAAAGGUUAAAUUAACCGAAAGGUACACAUUUUAUCAACCGUAGAAGACUAACAUUAAG
Messenger RNA from Pelobates cultripes (western spadefoot toad), 63402 nucleotides. The record is from the annotation of a GenBank genome assembly. Lineage: Eukaryota; Metazoa; Chordata; Amphibia; Anura; Pelobatidae.